This is a messenger RNA of Podarcis lilfordi (Lilford's wall lizard), 47266 nucleotides long. NCBI's taxonomy places the organism in Eukaryota, Metazoa, Chordata, Lepidosauria, Squamata, Lacertidae. The record is from the annotation of a GenBank genome assembly.
GGCGGGAGGUGUGCGCGGGCGUGGGCUGGGGCCGUGGGCUGCUGUGUGCACGGCGACCUCAUUUCCGGUACCUGCCCCUCCGCGGCGGCCCGGGCAGAGUCCGAGGGGCCAGGCCGGCUGGGAGCCCCAACCCCGCGCCCUCGCAGCUGCGCCCCGGAGGGGAGCCCGGGCGGGCCAGGCCAGGUGUGCCACCUCCUUCCUGGGCGGAAGCGCAGCGAGCGGCUCGGCCUUUUGCUGCCGCGGCUCCUGCGGCGUCGCCAAGGCGCACAGUCAACGAGUGAAGAGGAGGAGCUCUCCUGGUUGAAUCGCGGUCUGUCCGGCGGGCUCGAGAAGGGCGCGUGUGACCUUCUUUCCUGGCUUACUUAGAUAAAAGCCGCGGGCAAGGCAAGGUGGUUGCUGCGCAGCGCGGAGACGGGAAAGGCCCCUGGCGCGCCGUCCGGUGAAGCUCCUCGUCCCGGCCGCGUUUCCAGGCUGAGGAAAUCCGCGCUGCUUGAGGUGCUGCCUGUCACUUUUGCUCCACGGUAUGUGUAUUCCUUUGCUCCCCAAUGCGAGGUUUGUAGCCUUCUUUCCGCCUGCUACUAAUCUUCCUUCCUUCCUUCCUUCGGGGAGGACAAACUCUAAUAGGAACAGAAGUAAGAAGGGAUCGUUGGGCUGCCUGCUUGCCUUCAAACUUUGCAGUCAAGAAGAAAUGCAACAGGUGUAGCAAUUGGGAAAGUUUCACCUGGGAAGGGAAGGCUGCACAUGUUGAAUUCCUGCCUGUCAAAGAUUGCAGAGAGUAUAGGAAUCCUUUUAAGAUUAAAAAGUGGAAACCCUGUGUUUGUUUGGCUGCGUAUUCCUCUCUUUCAGCUGAAAUAAAACCUAAGAGCAGCAUAAUUAACUUUGUCUUAUUUGUUCUCCUUUUUUUUGGUCUAAACACAGAGUUUAAGCUCCAUUUUUGUCACCUUGUAAAGUCCAGAUACAGUGGUACCUCGGGUUACAUACACUUCAGGUUACAGACUCUGCUAACCCAGAAAUAGUGCUUCAGGUUAAGAACUUUGCUUCAGGAUGAGAACAGAAAUCGUGCUCCAGCGGCAGCGGGAGGCCCCAUUAGCUAAAGUGGUGCUUCAGGUUAAGAACAGUUUCAGGUUAAGUACAGACCUCUGGAACGAAUUAAGUACUUAACCCGAGGUACCACUGUACUCUAAUGGUAUUGCAUAAAUAGCUUGAGGGGGAAAUGUUCCAACAAUAUUCUUGUUAAAAUAGGUUAAAAUAGGUCAAGAUCUCUUAGCAAUUAUUAUUUAUUUCAAACUUUUAAAAAGUCUUCAGAACUAUGUGCAAGUUAUGCAGGGAUUAGUGGUGAUAAAAGUGUGGAUUUCCCCCACCCCACCUUCUUCCUGGUCUCAGGAAUCAAGGGGUCACAGUUCAAAUCCCCGCUCAGCUCUGAAACUCAGCCGGUGACCUUGGGCGCAUUGCUCCCUCUCAGCCUAACCAGCCUGGCAUGCUUGUUGUGAGGAUAAAGUAUGGCAACCUACAUUUGUGUCUGCCGCCCUGAACUCAUUAAAGGAAGGGUGCAGUACCAAUGUGAUAGGCUAGCAAAACCAGUAUCUUACAUAUUUUAUUGGCUAGACUAUUUUAGGAUUAUGUAAACGAUUGAGUUUCACAGAACUCCUCUUCAAGAUGACGUGGGGAACGAUGAUCUGUAUCAAUUCUUGUGAAUCAAAAGCUCAGGCUGGGAUGAUGUAAUUGCAUUUUAUCAGACUUUUGGACUUUGUGUUGGUAGACUGCGCCCUGUAUCCUAACCAAAGGCUAGGGUGUUUCAAAAGAAACUGCCUGUGAAUUCUGGAGUAAAGGGCCUUAAAAUAUCUCUAACAGAGUAACAUAGAGGUUGGCGCAAAAGAAAGAUCUUGUAAGAAGCUGCCAUCACAAUUUAGGUGGUAAUUCUUUCUGUUGAAUAUGUGAAGUAUUUCUUUGGUUUUGGAUGUGGGUCAUAUGCACACCAACAUAGGUGGGUUGAUUCUGUUGUCUUGGAUGGGUGAUAGUGUUAUCCUUGAGACAAGGGCAGAACAGUUGUGUCUCUGACAUAAACAAUAGUUGGAAGCUAUCCAUACCCACAAAGCAGGAGGCUUUGCUGCCAAAAUUGGAUUUAGUUCUGUGGUUUGACAAGGAAAAAUGUUUCUAUUCUAACCUGCAGGGUUACCAGAUUUUUUACCCCACUCCCCUCCCCCGAAAUUAUUGAGAGUGUAGUCCUAAAAGUAUCCAGGGCAUUGGAAGGACAUAAAUAACAAUAAGUAGGCUUAUGUAUCAUUUUUAAAAAAUCUGUAGUGCAGUUUAUUUUCAGGAAGAUAACUGAAAGCAAUAACUUGUUGCUCCUGAGUGGAUUGAUGAAUAUAAUUUAUUUUAUAAAAAUGUAGUAUUUCUGGCAAAUGGCAUUUAGGUGGCAGACUAGACAAAAUUACCAUUUUUCUGAAUUAUCAGUUGUAAGCUGACACUUAUACCCAGCUUUCAACUCAUAACUGGAGUUAGUAUAACACCUUAGUAGGUUGUAACUACACUUUGUAGGUGAAAUACAUUGCUAUGCUAUACUAUACUAUACUAUACAGUGGUACCUCGGCAUGCGAACGGGAUCCGUUCCAGAGCCCCGUUCGCAUCCUGAACAGAACAUAAGAUGCGACUGCCCGUGCGCGGGUCACAUUUCGCCGCUUCCGUGCAUGCACGUGACGUCAUUUUGACCGUCUGUACAUGCGCAAGCGACGAAACGUUACUUCCGGGUUGCCGCGGAGCACAACCCGAAAAUACUUAUCCUGAAGCGUAUUUAUCCCAAGGUAUGACUAGACUAGACUAUACUGUACUGUACUAUACUAUACUAUAGUUGGAACUUGUGCUGUACAAUGCAUAAAUAAUGAAGGCUGCUCCAUCAUUUUAGUGGGAUUAUUUAUUUCCAGGUAAACGCUAGAAAGAUUGGCCUGCAAAAGCAUCUAAUUAUAAGUUUAAACAUGUGCAACAACACUUUCCUUGGUGAUCUUUCUGUGUUCAGAGGCAUCUUAUGUUAGCAAAAUGCGUUUUGGUGAUUGACCUUGGUGACUCUCCUGCUUUCUAUGAUCCAAGUACAUAAGAUAUUCCUUCUCUCCUUCCCCUCCCCCACUUUCCAUUUUGGGAAAGCAAGGCAUAGUUAUCAUGGGACGUGGGAGGAGGAAUCUUGCCAAGUUACUUGUGCCCUGCAUUGCUGCAGUAAUAAGAUGGAGGUAGGGAUUUUGGAAUUGAGGAUUUGUGUGGAUAGAUUAUGUUAAACCUGCUUGCUUUACUUUUAAACAUUAACUAUUUGUUACUUUUUCACCCUUGCCUUUUUCAUUAAUAUAAUGUGAAUUUCAAAGUUUUUGCAUUGGAAUAAAUGUAGCUGUGGACCAGCAUUGCACUUCUGGUCUUCUCAUGGGUAAUGAUGGCUGCCUUAUCAGGUUGGAUUCCCCCCCCGCCCCCCAUCACAAGAGUUUUAUUAGCCCAAAUGUGAUGGGUUGUUUUGAUGUAAUUCUAGAUGGGAAACUUUGCCACAAAAUACACUUUCUUAAUCUGUUUUAAUUUACCUGCUGAGAUUUAAAUCAAACAUGGAAAGAUUAGCUGCGGAGAAAUUAAAAGCUUGUUGUAGCAAGUAAAUGAAAGUAAUGUUUCAAAUAUUUUCUUUAAUUUGUUGUAGGAGUUAAUUUAAAUGUAAGAAUUGUCUGUUACUUAUUUAGACUCGUAUACCUUCCAGCUUUUGCUCUCAUCCUUUAAGCCUAAGUUUCCAUUUGUUUUUUCCCCUUUGGGAUGGGUGUGUAAGAGAUAGGAUUUAUUCAGGUCAUUUUUAAAUUUAGGCCUCUUGUGACUAGGUGUGUAUUCAUUUUAAAAUGAGCAUUUUAAUGUAUGUAAAUGAAGCGCCUACCAUAGGGGUGUUACUGAUACUGCAAAGGCAUGGUAUUGUUUUUGUGCACAUAACACCAGCAGAAACAAGGAAUGUACUUAUCCUUAAUCUUUUACUACAGUUGUGAGACUUUUGACUUGUAGAAUGCUGUUAAUAUUUCCACAGAGAAGUAAAACAGCAAAUUGGAAGACCUAUUGCACAGCUUGUUAAAAUUUCUGACAAGUUUUAGUAAAGAACAACAAAUAAGAUUUUUAAUUAUAUUUCCUAUAUGUUGCAGAGUUUUUCUGUUGUGUCUUCUAAGGUUAGCUGUGACUUUGAUAAAGUGUAUGAGCUCUCGUGUGCAUCUGAAGAAGUGUGCAUGCGCACGAAAGCUCAUACCAAUAACAAACUCAGUUGGUCUCUAAGGUGCUGCUGGAAGGAAUCUUUUUAUUAAGUUGUAGGAUAUCACCCUAAACAAAUUUAUUCUUGCUCAUGACAUAAGCUUUUGUUGUCUACAGUCCACAUCAAUGCAAAGUGUUAUUCUGGUCAAUGCAAAGUGUUACGCUUUCAAAUUGCUUUGUUUAAGAAUGACCACUUACGGUCAGUUACACAGUUGAGUCCCGGGUAACAAGACCCUCUCAGCCCUGCUGAUGCGGUCCAAAGGAAAGCAGAGCAAGAUGUUUGGCAUCAGCUUGGCUGCAGCAGUUGCCAGAAGGAGGUGUACAAGACGCCAUCCGAUUUUCUUGUCCAGAUUUAUGUAGGGUUUACUCCUAAGCCUUUUAUUCUCCCGAAGAGGCAGCAAGUAUGGAUUUUUCCUCAUGGUUUACCGUGAGUAUAGCCACAAGGUGGCAGAGGCUUAGGACCAGAAUUUUCCUUCUCCUAGUUGGGCUCCCUUCCCAGGUUGAUGAGCCCCAUCUGCCCCUCACUUCCCUCUACAGUGUGUGCAGAAUACGCUUUCUUGACUGUUGGACCCACUCUUGUCCACUCAAUCUGCUGGAGCCUGUCUUCACAUGCAGGGGAAGUCUGCAACUCACUGAGGGUUUGAAACCCAUUGGCUACCCUCACCUGGUUUAGCCAGCCUGUUGAAGCCAUUCCCAGGGUGUGGCCACUGUUGCAUGAUGACAGCUUCUAGUUAAUAGCAUAGUUCAGUCGUUUUCAACCUAUUUGAGUCCACUGCUCCCUUGACCAACUACAUUCUUUCUGUGGCACCCCAGUGGGGCUCAGGAGCCCAGUUAUUUGACCCCUUGCCUGCAGAGCUGACAGCCUCUCACCCUUUUUCAAACACCUUCCCUUGUGGAGUGUUCUCCUCUUCCCUCUCCUGGGGAGUCCUCUGGACAGCUGCUGCUGCUGCCCUCGCACCUGCCCCAAAGAGAGGGGCCUCCUCACACCGCCCCCCAGGGGCCUGGGAAGCACUCCCUGGCCAGCCCCAGGCACCAUUCGCCUGGGGAGCUUGUAGCAAGGGCUGCUGCAACAAACAGCUGUGCAAGCCUUGGGGAGGCAGAGAUGCAAGAGGGCAUUAGAGGAGGAAAUAAGCAACUAUCUUACUUUCCAAAGACAUCCGAAGGCAGCCCUGUUUAGGGAAAUUUUUAAUGUUUAAUGCGGUAUUGUGUUCUUAACAUUCGGUUGGGAGCUGCCCAGAGUGUUUGGGGAAACCCAGCCAGAUGGGUGGGGUAUAAAUAAUAAAUUAUUUAUUAUUAUUAUUAUUAUUAUUAUUAUUAUUAACCAUCAUUCAAAGCACCCCAGGGUGCCAAGGCACACUGGUUGAAAACCACUGGCGUAGUUAAUAGCAUAGUUAUAACAAGCUUUACUUUUCUUCAUUUCAUAUUGUUCUCACCGUGGCUACCAAUUGCAAAUACAGUAUUAGGCAAGCUUGGUCUGAUAUUUCAAAAGUUUUUAGCUUUUUAAAAACUAAAUAAAGGUAAAAUAAACUAAUUACAGGUAAACUAAAUAUGCUAAUUUAGAUCAUCUAGGAUAUUAAUCUUUAAGGUAUCAGAAAACACACUCUUCUUAGAAAUAGAAUUAUUUUAGUUUGUAUCACAUACUGCUAUCUUUAAGCCUUGGGCAAGUAACAGUGUAGUAAAAACACAACAAAAUUAUGCUGCAUUGGAUAUUUGGGUGGUUGCACCUAAGCAUAAUAAUACUUUAAAGUCGAUAAUCAGUCAUUUUUGUUAAUUUUCAUUCUUGGCCACUGUGUAAUUUCCAUUCACCAAGAUCACUAAUCUAAUCUUUUCCCAAAUUUGAUUCUGAAUGUGGAUUUUUGCUUUGGUUGCCACCUCUUUUCUUGGCCCUAGUCCUAUGCAUUUAGCUGCAGCCUGGCAUAUAGAAAUUAAGCUGAUGGUUUUUUCCUCAUAACCUUUUCCCCAAGGCCAUGAAAUAUUUCAUUUUCUUAUUUUUUGUGUGAGCCGGACUGUUAAAUGCACAGGACGAAGUCGAAGAGUGGAAAUGGCAACCUUAGAAAUAGUAUACAUAGGAGAAUAUGUAAGAAAAAGCUAAGAAAAAAUGUAAGAAAAUAAAAUAAAACUUUUUGGUAUGGACAUAAAAGGUUGAGAGAAGAUCUACCUGGAAGGGGCAGGUCCUCUGAAAUAGAAAGGCUUUCCUAGGCUCCCUUGCAGGAGAGCUGAUAGGAGGAAAUAAUAGUGAUCUCAUGCACAUAAAUCUUGAAGAUAUUUAGCAAAAGUUAAAAAUGGGAAGAAAACAGCUGCUUAGAGCACAACUUUUAAUGCACUGCUUAAGCAUGAAUUAUACAAUAUUUAAGAUACAGUUGAAAUCUUUGUAAAAUAGUUAUGUGUCUUGAGCUGUAGUCCCAAAGAGCUUUGAAGUCUGCACUUUGCUCAGAGAGCUAACAUUAAAGAUACCUAGACAGAAGCCUUGGGCAAAUUGAUAAAACCAGGCUUGUUCUUGAUAUCUAGUAUCUGCUUGUAUAGAUCUUAAUAUAUGGGACUAAUAAUUUACCUGCUGAUUAGAUUUUUUGAAAGUGCAGUUGCUAGAUUGGAUAGUAAUAGACAUACCUUGUUAAAGUUUGGGGGAGGGGGCAACAGACUUGCGGAAGUUUGCAUGUGCCUUAGCUGCAUUUAAGAGUCCCCUUUCCACGUUCUGUUUAUCUUAUGUAGUACUCUUUUUCUUUUUAAGUGAAAACACUAGAAAUCCAGAAUACAUGGUGAAUUUAACAACAAGCAAGUCUGCCAAGAAAAUGGAAGGGAAACAUAUUAUGGAUACAGUUUUUGUUUCUAGUUUUCCAAGAAUCUGUUGUAAAUGGUAAGUAAAAUUUGCAUUUUGUAUAUUAUGCAAACCACUCUGAUUUCUUCAAGGCACUGUGGAAAGAAACUAUUACAGAUAUACUUGCUUGAAUAGGUGUAAGUUGACAAAAUAAUAUUUUUUAUAAUAUCAGAACUCCUGGUCUGUUUUGUUUCACAUCAGCUCAAGAGUUCAAUUCUUAUUUUGUUGUUGGCUCACUCACAGCGUUCAAAAUUAGCCCAUCUAAUUUUGACUGGCAGCCGACCUUUUGCGAGGCAGUGCAGAUGUCCAGGCGCCAUUGUUUGGUGCCUAACAUCUCCCCCUGGCAAUACCACACCAGUCAGUUGGUCUGUGGGGCAUCAGGGCACCAAAAUACAUGCCUCUUUUGCUGCUGUUCUGCCCUGCCUGGUUGACGGGGUAGCACGGUACCAGAAGACGCAUGUGCCGAAACAUCCUAGGCAGCAACUCUUGACGGGUCUCUGCCAGAGGCACAGUCGGCGGCAUCUGCUGCUGAGGAGAAGAGCUGAUGGGAUGCUGCCAAGGAGAGGAGCUGUUUGGGGCUGCCACUCAGUGCUGCAAACGUGGAGCUGUUCAUUUGGCUGCUCCAACUUCUUAAGCAGCUCUAGAAGCUUCUGCACUUCAUUGCGAAGCUUCUUCAUUCUGUUCCCUUCUUUCUAUUCUCCAAUACUGCGGAAGCCAGCUGAUUCUGCCUGGCCUUAGAGUCUUCUCCCCACGUUGGAGAUGGGGAAGAAGGGGAGGGAGGGGGAGCUUCACCUGACAGAGAGAGAAUAGGAGGAAGGGGAGAGGAGCUGGCAGAGGGAGAGGAGGAGAGGAGCUCUCCUGUUGCUGCCUUGUGGGGUGAAAGAGUCACGGGGUUCUUUGGAGCCAUGGUGGUGCUGAUGCUGAAGUGCAGAAGCUGCCAGAGCUGCUUACGAAGUUGAAGCAGCCAAACAAGCAGCUCCACAUUUGCAGCGCUGAUGAUGAACCCCAACGGCUCCUUUCCUUGGCUGCUCCUCUUGCCAAGGCCGUUGGCAUCCUGCUGCCACCUCUGCUGCUGUCCCCCAUGGCCACCAGGAGCAGCCCUCUGCUCCUGAGGCUCGAGAAUCUCUGCCUGAGCUCAGACAAAACCAGACCCAGGCAGCUUCCACCAAGUAAGAAAAAAGGACGAAGCGAGCGGGGAGAUCUGCAGGGAAGAAAUGCAUUUACACAUUGUGUUUUGGCACCCAUAACCCAGGUUCCAGGUGCCAUGUGGCGCGUAGCUUUCCCAUCCCAAUUUUGAGCACUGCUCACUCAGUAGCUGUGAAAGGACUUAAUGUUUCAGGUGUCAUAGUUUAUAAUAAAGUAUGGAUCUCAAAAUUAUCACAUGGAAUGUGAAUGGACUUAACGAAAAAGCAAAGAGAAAUAGGGUGGCACGUGUUUUAGAAAAACAAAAACAUGACAUAAUAUGCCUGCAAGAGGCCCACGUCGCAAAAAACCAUAAAAGAGUUUUAUCAAACGAGAGACUGGGACUAGACUUUAUCUCUUCUAAUAAUUUGAUAAAAAUGGGUGUAGUAAUACAUGCAAAGCCUUAUUUGGGUACUAAACUACUACUGGUAUAUAAUAUGAAUUAAAGCUGAAAAGCUUUGAAGAGAUAAGAGAACGGAUAGUGGAUUGGUUCCAAUAUUAUCAACUAUUUGAAACAUUCAAAAUAGAUUUAAAAAGGGGUUUGCGACAGAAACAUCUAGAUUGGAAACAGAUUUGGUCAACUCCUAAAUGAAAACUCUGUAAAAAAUGUACCAACUCCUCCUUGACUGGGAAGUCACUUGUUUGGAGGAUGCAUUGAUUCCCUUUCCCUGCACUUGUAUCUUCUCUGGGUGGGAUUUCAGCAGUCAGAUUCUCACACACGUUCCGAUCCUGAAUUCUCCUGCAUUUUUGUCCUGUGCUUCUGUCAGGUACUCAUCCCGAUUGUGUAUAUUAAAUUUGUUUAAUAAUUAACUAUAUUACAUUUAUUAAAGGUGUAUUUAAUUAUAUAUUUAAUAAAAUAUAUUAGUCUUGUAUAUUAACUAAUAUUAUAUUCUCAAUACUUUAAUUAACGAUAUGGAAAUUUAAUUCAGUGCUGGCACACAGAUUCUAUGUCAAUGUAUUCUUGCAGUCCACUUGGCCUGAGAGGUUGCACCACCCAGGUCUAUGGGAAAGAAUGGCACGUUGCAAGUCUCAAGGAAUAGCAAUGUCUAGCUGUGGAAAUGACAUGAUUUAGGAUAGCUGUGGUAUUUCACAAGUCUUAGAGUCAGAGACUAAUGUAGCUAUCUAGUCAGUUCAGCUUAGAAUCAGAGACUGGAUGCGCAAAGAAAUUCCCUCUCACGGGUUUCUACUCCUCACCUUCUGGGGGAUUUUUUUUCCUGGGUGGUAGAGAAUGAUGUUACUGUGUGUUCCUUCUUAAUGAAAAAAUGUAGACUUCUACAGUUUCUUAUCUGUCCUGUGCCUAUAAAUAGCAUUACAGCAGUAUAAUAUUAAAUUAAUAAUGUAUUAUAGAAUUUUGUUGUAUUUAUUUUACUAGUUUAGAAAAUCUAAUCUUAAUGCAUUUUAUAUUUUUGAUGAGUAAAGUGCUACUACAUCUCUCUUUUAUCCUUGUGGAAGACCAAGGAGCCUGUAUGUUUGCAGUUUAAGAACUGGCAUCUGGGCUUGUGAAUUGUCUAAGGAUAUCCUUAAAUCUGAGAGAGUGGCAUUUGGGGAUGCAGAAACUGGCCAGGGACGGACAGCUGCUUGGGGCUAUAGCCACUACUCUGGAGCUUACUUAUGAUGUCAGGAUGUAUAUAGCAGGCUUUCCUGGGAUGAUGGGAAAUGCAGGGAAUUAAGGAGAGAGAGUAUGUAGGGUAUCCUACAACUUUGUUUUCAGGAGUAUUCAAUGUGUUUGUAAAUAUGAAUAAUUUUACUAAAACAAAAAAGUAAAUAAUUUGUGCAGGAGCUACUAAUUACGCAAUGUAACUACUUCAGAUGGUGGUAUCAGCAAAUUUAUGUUUAUGCAAGCUCAUAUGGCAUACUUAUUCAUAAACUGCUGUUCGAAUUCCUCCAAUUUUGUGAUUAUCAUUGCACUGCAGGGUUGUGCUACAUGACCCUUGUGAUCUCUCCCAGCUACAAAAUUCUGUUACUCAUAUUUACACACUAUUGCUUUUCUGUUCUUAAAUAUGCUGCUUUAAAUAUGCUACAAUUUUUCUUCGCACCCUUCUGGAUCAGGGUAGCUUGACCUCAGUGGUCCAUGCAUUGGUAAUAUCAGUACUUGAUUAGUGGAAUGUGCUUCAUGUGUGCCUUUGUAUGGGGUCUAGAAGCUGCAGCUAGUGCGAAAUGCGGUGGCCAGACCGCUCACUGGAACAGGUUACUGGCAAAAUGUUAACUCCUUUGCAGAAUGGUUGCUGAUUCGCCCAGGGUCAAGGUUCUUGUGUUAAGUCCCAAAGCCCUAAACCAGGCAUAAGCAAACUCGGCCCUCCAGAUGUUUUGGGACUACAACUCCCAUCAGCCCUCGCUAAGAAGACCAGUGGUCAGGGAUGGUGGGAGUUGUAGUCCUAAAACAUUUGAAGGACCGAUUUUGCUUAUGCCUGCCCUAAACAGUUUGCCUCCAAAGUACCUUAAGAGCUGCCUGGUUCCUUGGGAUCACAGAAAUCUUCUGAUGGGCCACUUUUGGUGGUCCUCCAUGCCCCUGAAGUUCAGCCAGCUUUUAGCAAGAGUGAUCCUUGAGUGUGGCAGACCCUGUCCUGUGAAACUCCUUACCUGCUUUCCUUUAGGGUCCUAAAAACUAUUUCUCAAACCAGCAUUUGGAAUUUGAUCCCCCCCCCAACCAAGUUAUAUUGACAUGGUACUGAUAUUUUUGCAGAUGCUGUUAUAUUAUGGUUUAUGUUAUAUACUGCCUUGUUCAGGGCCACCUUAAGCAUAUGCGGCGCCGGGGUGCAAAGAUCCGCCUGGCGCCCCCCCCCCCGGUUGCCCAGAGUUGUUGACCUUUUUUAGGGUGGGCUGGUGAGGCGCACAGAGCUGGCCUGGCCAGCCACCUCAACAGCAACAGAGAAGCCCGAGGCAGCAGCAGAGUAGGGCCGGGCACCUGGGGGGCGUGCAAGCAGAGCCCAGUUCAACAACAGUCAAACCCGAGGUGGCGGCAGUGGCAGCAACUGAGCGAAGCCAGGCGCCUCGUGUGAGCAGCAUGCGCUGGACAGGCCUCCCAACGGCCCACCAAUCCCAGGCGCGCAGGAGGGUGGAGCCGGCCGGAGGGCUGCCUCAGCGCCUCGCUCACCCUGCUCUGACAGGCUCUGCUCCACUCAGCAGCGGCUGUCGGCUCUUCCCAAUCCCCGGACUCCAAAUCUCUGCCCCGGACUCUCAGCCUGGAGCCCCUGAGAGCCCGCGCCUGGGUGCCCCACACCCCUAGUGCCUAUGGGUAAGACGGCCCUGUCCUUGUUAUGUUUCCUAUGAAUGUGUGGUUUAUAAAUACUUAAAUAAAAAAGAAAUAAAGCUAUUUACUGAAGUAGAUAUAUGUUGAAUAGGGUAUAUUCUUGAAAACCUUUAUGAGCUAUUUUCACUUAACUUCUACUGUUCUGUAUACAGUGGUACCUCUGGUUACGUACUUAAUUCGUUCUGGAGGUCUGUUCUUAACCUGAAACAGUUCUUAACCUGAAGCACCACUUUAGCUAAUGGGGCCUCCCACUGCCGCCGUGCCACCAGAGCACGAUUUCUGUUCUCAUCCUGAAGCAAAGUUCUUAACCCGAGGUAUUAUUUCUGGGUUAGUGGAGUCUGUAACCUGAAGCCUAUGUAACCUGAAGCGUAUGUAACCUGAGGUACCACUGCACAUAAAUACAGGUGAAGGGAAGAAGAGGAGAGCAGGUGCUAGUAAGACUCCUUGCCCUCCCGCCCUCCCUUCCUCCCUCUGUGUUGCCAGAACAUGCAAGUGUUGACCAGAGAGAGAGAAUGAGAGAGCACGCAUGCUUCUGUAUCUGCUGCUGAGAAAAUGCAGCAGAAAACGUGUUCAUGUAUAAAGUGUAUAACCAAACAAGGAAGAAGACGCUGAUAUGAGUUGUUGUAUUAAGUAUGUGUAUGCUUUCCCAAUAUUGUAUUGUAACACGGAGUGAUGCAAUGCAUUGGCAGUAAAAGCAAGAAAGAAUACCAGUGAAAGGACAUAGGAUCGUUUUUCUCUUCAGCCCAGAAGAAGAAUUCAUUCUUGUGCAGUUUCUUCCGCAAACAGAUGUUAGUUUCACUGUAGCUUUUCAACUUGUAAAUAAUUGUGGUCUGUUUGUAUUUUGUAAUGAAUCGUGCAGGGGCUACAGAUGGUGUGGAGGCUGCAGCUGUGCAGAUGCAGGGAGAGCUGGGAUGGGGGGAAGCUGGAGGAGUGCACUGGCCUUCCUAGGCAGGAGAGGAGGAAAACAGCUGAGAGAGAAAAUUGACGGGAGUGGGAGAAAUAAAUUGAACUGAAGGAAAUUUAAGUUUUGCUGUGAAUAGGAAUAAUAAGCAUUGGUUGUGCUGGAUAUUGAUGAGGUAAGACACUUAUCUAGGACUGGGAAAAUUGCUAUACAUAUUUAAUUGCUAAAUAAAAAAAGGAACUUCAGAGUGUACUAACAUUUCGUUCAUAUGUUAUGCUGUGAAGUCAUGAUACUAGUUUCCUAAAUGAUCUUCUUCUGGGUUUGAGUUCACAAGAAAAUGUAGCAUGUGAUACAUUAUUCUUGUGUAGCUAGAAACUAUGGUACAGUCUGAAUAAACGAAAUGCACGUCUGGAGAGAAUCUUGCAUGGAAUUUCUGUUCCUGUGCUUCCUACUGCUGAAGAGGCAAUGAAAGCAAUGACUUGCCUCUAGCACUGUGGAUUCAGCAGAGGCAGCACAGAAAACUGUGACUGUGGGUGGAAUUGCUUACUAUACUUCUAUAUGGAUUACAAGUUUUCUUUUUUCUUUUUAAUAUUUUCUUUUUCAAGUUUCAAAAUAACAGCAUUUUUCUUUUGUUUAUACAUAUCCAAUCCAAAUUUGCAUUUAAUGACUCCCCCCCACCCCCUCUGGUUUCCCUUCCCCCCCUUAAAUUCUCCUUGCAUAUUAUUAUAUCUCUCCAAUUAAUUUUAAGUUUUCUAUAGAAUCAUUAUUUAAGAAACUUUAGCAUAGUUUGCUGGGAAGCAAUGUGUGUAUACUGUAUUUCAUAUUUCAAUUUUGCAUUCAAGUUUUCCCAAAUGGUGCCCUUAUUGAUCCAUACUACUAGUGAAAACAAGGCCAAAGUAUUAAUUGGAGACCAAGUAGCAUUGUGCUGUUGAGUAUCUUUGAGAAUACAUAAGAGGUAGAAUUGUACAAAACUGGCAAGAGUUCAAUAACUGUUUUGCAAAGUAGUCAAGUAAGAAAAAUGAAAUAAAACCGGGAGCGGGGCAGAGUUCUAAAAGAUUAUCUCUAAAUAGAGAAUCUGCAUAAACCUGAGAUUCAGCAUAGUUUGAAGGCUAAAUCAUGGUUUGUAAAGACCACAAACCAAUGCAGUUAUAACAUAACAGAUAUAGGAGAGAGAGAGGGAUCUGGACACGUGGCGUGAUCACACAGUAUUCUGCACUUGAAUUAUUGUUGAAGCUGGUGUUUUUGUCUUGAGGUCAAAAGUCCUAAAUGAGAAGUGAAUAUUUAACUACUCUUUCAAGGACAGUUGGUAAUCUUUCUUUAUUGGAACAUGAGAUUAGAGGGUUGAAAACAACUCCAAAGAGAUAUGACUCUGGAUGGUUUUGGCUGCCAGAGCAGUGCAGCCUGUGGAUUUAAAAGACCAUUCCAUAAUAAAAAUGAGACGCACCGUGAAUCACCAGGGAAUUUUUUUGGGGGGCGGAUCUUGGAUUUAAGCAUCGUCUUCCUUCUCUCUGCCUGCACCCACCUUAUGGUGGUGAUUUCCUUUACAUUUUUUUUCUAAUCCUGUACUACCUUUCCCCACCAACAAAAGACUCCUAGCACGAAAAAACUAUGAAUGGAUCUAUUUAUUUGCUAUUUUUUUGCCCCUCCUUGCCUAUUUGUUUAUAUGUGCAACAUUCACACUUCCUUACUGCUGCAUGUGCAUUCCAUUUUCUCUAUGUAAAAUUAUUUGCUUGGACAUUUCAUAAUAAUUAAUGAAAACUAAACUAUUUCAAUGGAAAAAACCAAUAUUUUUCUUAUUUGACAGAAUGAAAGAGAUUUAACAUGUCCAACUCCCUAAGAGAGUAGCUGGCAGAGUAGCUAGCAGUGCAGUGAAGAAAGAUGAUCUGGAAUACCAAUCUGGAUAGCUUUAAAAGAAGAUUAGACAAUGUUAUGGGGGAUAAGGCUACCAGUGGCUGUUGGGCAUGGAGCAUAGUCAUCAUGGCUAUUCUUGAAGGCAGCAGGCUUCUGAAUAUCAGUUGUUGGAAACGGAAGGUGGGUUUCCCACAGGCAUCUGGUUGGCCACUGCAAGAACAAGAUGCUGGAACAGCUGGGCUGUUGAUCUGGUCCAGCUGAUGAUGAUGAUGAUGCACAAAUUUGCUAGCUUGAUUCUUGAGCUGUCAAUCCUUUACCAAGAAAUGUAAGCGCACACCUACCAGCACUUGUGAGAAUGCCAGGCAGUACAGCAAUUCUUGGGGAGGCGAGAUGUUUUAAGGGAGAUUGGUUAUCUCAGAUCCCAAGUUAUAGUAGCAGUGUUGAGAAUUCUGAUAUCACCUCCAAAAUAUUAGUUACAUAUUUAUAUGCAAUUUAGAGCCCAGUGUGGGGGGGAAAAACAUCCCCCAUGACAUGUUUAAUUUUUACUAUGUGUUUUGUGUUUUUUAUAUUGUAUUUUUAUGUUGCGAACUGCCUUGAUAUCUACAAAUGAAGAGUGGUGUACAAAUUUAUUAAAUAAAUGAAAAAUAAAUAAUGCUAGUUUACGACUGUGAUUGAACUUGCAAACAUGAACCCAUGACUUGACUAGACUAUUUUUUUCUUUCCCCCAGGCAUUUUUUAUCUUUUUAUUUAUUUCCAUUUCUAAAAAUUGUACACCACUUGAUUAUAUAUUUUAAAACCCUCAAAGUGGUUUAAAGAGAGAUAAAACAAUAAACUUAUUGGUAAAAUCAGUUAAAAACGGCCAUUUAAAAUAUUCAAAAAAAUUUAAAAUGAGCAUUGGUUUGCAUUUUUCACAGGUAUGUUCUGGUGCCUGCCAUUUUUCUGCUGCAUUGCUAUUUUAUUGUAUUGUAUUAUAUUCAAAUGGGACAUGGGUGGCGGUGUGGGUUAAACCACAGAGCCUAGGACUUGCUGAUCAGAAGGUCGGCGGUUCGAAUCCCCGCGACGGGGUGAGCUCCCUGCUCGGUCCCAGCUCCUGCCAACCUAGCAGUUCAAAAGCACGUCAAAGUGCAAGUGGAUAAAUAGGUACCGCUCCGGUGGGAAGGUAAAUGGCGUUUCCGUGCGCUGCUCUGGUUCGCCAGAAGCGGCUUAGUCCUGCUGGCCACAUGACCCGGAAGCUGUACACCAGCUCCCUCAGCCAAUAAAGCGAGAUGAGCACCGCAACCCCAGAGUCGGUCAUGACUGGACCUAAUGGUCAGGGGUCCCUUUACCUUUUAUUGUAUUCAAGGCCCCCCGGGGGGGGGCUUUGGCAGGCAUUCCACAGGAAUGUUGAGUCCAUGACUUGCUUUUCACUUCUAUGAAUAAGCAACAUGUGAAUACAGUGGUACCUCGGGUUAAGAACUUAAUUCGUUCCAGAGGUCCGUUCUUAACCUGAAGCAUGUUCUUAACCUGUUGUGCGUUGGAAGAGGGGUAGCCUUAUACGGCGAGUAUAUUCCAAACUCUGUAUUUUAACUGGAAAAGUUGGGGGUCGUCUUAUACGCCCAGUUGUGUUAUACACUGGGAAUACGGAAAAUUUGAACGUGGUUUGCACCAUUGAUGCUAUAAGUUACAUCUCUGGGUAUUUUGAGAGGGAAUCAUACAAAUAUGGCAAAUAAGUGGCUCACCUUAUCUUGCUAAGAUAUUUGUUUUGCUUUCAGACGCCUAAUAAAUGCUGAGCGACAUACUUUGCUUCACUGAAAUGGUGGACACAGAAAGCCAGCUUUGCCCCCUCCUUCCCUUAAAGGAUGAGGAUCUUGGUAGUCCUUUAUCUGAAGAAUUCUUACAAGAUAUGGAUUCCAUACAAGAGCUCUCACAAUCUAUAAGCGGGGAUAGUUCAGGAGCAUUAAGUGUAACAGACUUCCAGUCACUGGGAAAUGGAGCUGGGUCUGAUGGAUCAAUCAUCACAGGUAAGAAUGUUAUUAUCUAGAAUGGAUUUAAUCAGAUUUUGUUUUAAUGUAUGGCAGCAACCUUUUAUGUACCCUUGUGACACCUAAUACAAUUUGAAAUACUUGGUUUGCUAUAUUGCUGAAACAUGAUUUGGGAUUUGUGUAAACCAGGGGUCAUCAGUGUGUCCACCAGUAUCCCAAGGGACCUGCAAAAGAAACCCACCAUGCCCAAGAGACUGUUUGCUCUUGUUGCUCAGCUCUUGCCUCUUCUGUUUAGAACUCCCCGGCUUAAACAGGGGUUGCCAAGAUGGGACAGGCACACUCAGCCAUAAACUUGAUUGGUAGACACAAUACAGUGUGCUUGUCUAUUAUUUAUUAGAACCCUUUUCUUCCAUACUCCACCCAACCAUCCUCUAUAAGUUCAGUUGCCAUCAGAAUUCCAUAUUUUCUCACAGGUUCCUGUCAUGCAGUUGGAAAAAAGUAAUUUCUUUUAAUUCACAGAUAUAUAUUCUUUUGCUUAACUAGGUGCCUCUCAAAUAUUUUGAGUUGUUUUGUUUAGCUUCCAGGCUUAUAGGCUUUCAGUCACCUGAGUUUGCUGUUAGUAUUUGCUAACUUUUUUUUUUAACUUUCAGACUCUCUCUCGCCAGCAUCCAGUCCCUCCUCUGUGAAUUUUUCCACAGUUUCGGGUAGCAAAGAUGAACUGCCCAGUGCAUCGUUAAAUAUUGAAUGUAGAAUAUGUGGAGAUAAAGCUUCAGGCUACCAUUAUGGAGUCCAUGCUUGUGAAGGUUGUAAGGUACUGUCCACAAUAUUCUCUGCAUAACGAUAUUCCAGAAUAGCAAAUUAAUUACUUUAGAGCUGUUGAAUAAAAGUUUUUUGUUUUUUUAAUAGAAAUUAGUAGUUGGAUCUUAUUGAGAAGUGCUUUGUGAAGUUAGCAGUCCUAGCUUCAUUUACCUGGGAGUAAGCCCCUUUGAAUUCAGUAAAGCUAGACUUCCGGGGUGGCGCCAUCGGCAAUGGCGGACUCCCUCUGAACUGGAGGGACCAGCUCCGCAUGAAACGGGUCCUUUCUGCUAUGGCGAAGCGGGGACCCUUCCAGAAAUCACAGGCGGAUGAAGCCUGUGACCGUGGGACUCGGCGGGCACCCUUAGCGCCCCCCCAACCCGCAAAGGAACCCACUAACGGGCUCCGAAGCGAAGAGGGGGAAGUGGCGCGGUGCUGUGAGUCAAUUGCUUUUUCCGUGGAGCGAAGCUGCAUAGCCGUUGCCGGAGAGCGCUGCCUUUUUCCUGGGACAAUUUGGCAUCUAAAAUAAUCACCCGUGAGUACUUAAAUAUUGAACAAUUGGACUUUAAAUAAGAACUGGCAAGCAGAAAGGAAUUGGACUUAAAAAUUCACCUUAAUUUGGUACUGAAACGGGAAGGUCUAAACAGGAAGUCAGCCUUCCGUUUCCUUGUAGUCAGAAUAAAGCAAAGACAACGUAACUAGAGCCUAGAAAAUCACUUUCAAAGGAUUGGUUUUCAUCAUUUAAAAUUGUUGAACCCCCCUUCGGUAGCAGGAGAAGAAGGGGGACCUUUUUUGGACUGUUUAAACCUGCAGAAGUGAGUUUAAAGCAAAGUAACUUUCCACCGUCCUGAUCCUGGAGCGGGGUGUCAGAAUUGACGUUUGAAGCUCAUUGACCAGAGACAAAUGUCUUGGACAGAUAGCUAAAAGAAGAGUAAUAUUGUGAUCCCAUUGUUUCCUUUCGCAUUUUAAAGGAACAAAUAUUGACAAAGUAUUUUAAAAAAGAAACUUUGUUGUUAUUGUCCUUAAAAGAAAGAACAACCAGAAGUUUUCCCCCUAGAGGGGGACUGUGAAACUGUAACUAAUUCCAGGGAGCUUGCAGCUGCCACAGAUUACAACCGUGGGAAAGGACUUGUGACCUUGCAGGACAAUGUUUUCAGAAGCACUGUUGUGUGCUCUCUGUAAAGUAAAUGCCCUAUUGGAUCAGUUAAGUCAGAAGACUCAUUUGAUGACUAAUGCGGUCAGAACUUUUGAACAGGUAGUGGGAAACUAUGUGGAGCCCACCCAGGAACUAAAACAGGAGUGUGCCAUGACAGAACAGUUAAGAGAAGAGGAUGUUGCUGAAUCUCGAGCGCCAGAGAUGGAGGGAGCUGCGGCCCAGCAGGAACAUGAACUCUUGGAUUUGAUAAAUGAACUUGGAAAAAGCCAGAUUUGGAAAGAUAAAGUUUGGGUUGGCUUGGAAAUGGGGGGUUGGAUAGACCCCCCUAAAAUGGACUUUUCGAGUCUGGCAAUGGGCCGUCAGAUGUUUGGAGCUGUGGGGGCUCUUAAUUUUGGAGGGAAUCUGAAACAUCUCUUUAAAUACUACAUGGAGUCUAGUCUAGACUAUGGAAAAGGGGCCGACUUGUUGAAAAGGGUCAAAAACAUUACCAAGCUGGAGUUCCCACGAGUGAAAGGAAAAUAUGAAGAAGAGCUGCGGAAGGGACAUGGAAGUGACUUGAGGGCCUCGGAUAUAAGAUUACCAGGUUAAUGUGCUAGAUCAAUGGGAUAAAAAGGACUGACAAACCCGGGACCAGGAGGAAGGGACGCUGGAUGAAGACUGGAUUGUUUUUAUUUCUUUUUUUAUCAUUAGGAUUGUUUUAUAAAAUCGAUGAAUAUUGGAAAAAUGUUGAAAUGAAAUUACUUGGCUCUUGCAAUAAUGUUUAAAGAAUUAGGUAAAAAUGUUAUGAUUAUGAGAAGUUGGUAAAAAUAAGAUUUAAGUUUUAAGCUUUAAGGUUUUCUAUAAGAUAAGAUGAAAAUAGAUUAAGGUAAUGUAAAAUGUUAUGGUUAUGAGAAGUUGGUAAAAAUAAGAUUUAAAAAUUUUAAGCUGUAAGGGUUUCUAUAAGAUAAGAUGAAAAUAGAUUAAGGUAAUGUAAUGACAGAAUACUGUGAAUUAUGGAAAGGAUUUGCUGCGAUAACUAUUAAUCAGGAUACAAGAAAAGGGAGGAGGAGGAGUUCAAGAAAGAAGGUAAUGAAAGUGGAGAAUUUGAGAAUGAUGGUCUUAUUUUUUCUUUUUCUUUUUCUGUAUUAUUGUAUUUAAAUAAUAUUUAUUGAAAAAAUUUCAAUAAAUAUUAUUUUUUUUAAAAAAGAAUUCAUUAAAGCUAGCUUCUGAGACAUGGGGAGAAUGUGCUGUAAGUUUCUAAGCAUGAUUACUUGGAAACAAACUCUAUUGACACCCAUGUGCCUUACUUCUAAUUAAUUUUGCUUCAAAGUAUAGUGUGUCAUUUUUUUACAUGAAGUUUUUUGGUAUUACAACUUAAAUGUAAACUAUGAUUUAAGAUGGAAACUACCUUUUCCUGUACACAGGACACAUAACUAUGUUGUUUUACUAUACACAAUUCAGUCAGAAAAUUACAUUACUGAAAAUAGUCUGGAAUAAGUUUAUAACUACUUUGCUCAUAAACCAGGCUUUUGUUUGAUGUUUUGAGAAUGGUUUUAUUUGACCAUUUUGUAAAUUGGACAAUGGCUUCAGCUUUAGUAAGACUCAGCAUUCCUCAGUUUGUUCAUACCUGAGCACAACUGUAAUGGGUUUGGGCAGGAAUGUGCUUAAGUGUGGAUUGAGGGAUAGCCUCUGAUGCUCUGGGUUAUCCUUCUCCAACCUGGUGCACCCUAGAGGUUGUGGACUACAAUGUCCUCCUCCUCCUCCCUCUCUUCUUCUUUGGCGAUCACUCAUAGCCGAGUAAGAUUGUCUUCCAUAAACACAGUUUUAACAGUGAGUCCGUAAGUGACUGUGGAGGCCAAUUCUGGAUCCACAAUCCUUCCACAGUGGGGACAUUGGUUUCCAGGUGGGAGUUGAUCACAGUGUGGAUUUGCAAGGCGUGCCUCCCUCUUAGCAUGUUUCUCCCUUGCGUACUGAGUUCGAGUGUCUUCAAAGCCCAUGACACCUUUGGUAAAGGCUGUUCUCCAACUGGAGCGCUCACAGGCCAGUGUUUCCCAGUUGUCAGUGUUUAUACUACAUUUUUUUAGAUUUGCCUUGAGAGAGUCUUUACACCUCUUUUGUUGACCACCAGCAUUACGCUUUCCAUUUUAAAGUUCAAAAUUGAGUAGUUGCUUUGGAAGACGAUCAUCAGGCAUCUGCACAACAUGAUCCGUUCAACAAAGUUGAUGUUGAAGAAUCAUUGCUUCAACACUGGUGAUCUUUGCUUCUUCCAGUAUGCUGAUACUAGUUCGCCUGUCUUCCCAAGUGAUGUGUAAAAUUUUUCGGAGAAACCACUGAUUGAAUCUUUCGAGGAGUUGGAGAUGGCGUUUAUAAGUGGUCCAUGUUUCACAAGCAUAUAGUAAGGUUGGCAGUACAAUAGCUUUGUAAACAAGCAUUUUGGUUUCCCUGCGAAUGUCCCGGUCCUCAAACACUCUGCACUUCAGUCGGGAGAAAGCCGCAUUGCAGAGCUCAGGCGAUGCUGGAUUUCAGCAUCAGUGUUGGCCCUUGUGGAAAGAUAACUGCGUAGGUAGGAGAAGUGAUCAACAUUUUCCAACGUUACAGCAUUGAGUUGGGUUUGUGGCACUGCAGAGGAGUUAUUUUGUACUUGCUGGUGCAGCACUUUGGUUUUUUGGAUGUUGAGUGAUAGGCCAAGCUUUUCGUAAGCUUCUGCAAAGAUAUUUAGGAUGGUGUGAAGAUCAUCCUCUGAGUGUGCGCACACUACGUUGUCAUCAGCGUACUGAAAUUCUAUGAUGGAAGUUAUUGUAACCUUACUCUUUGCUUUCAGCCUGCUCAGAUUGAAGAGCUUUCCAUCUGUUCGAUAUAUGAUUUCCACUCCGGUGGGGAGUUUCCCUUCGACAAAGUGUAGGAUCAUGGCAAUGAAAAUAAUGAAUAGAGUUGGGGCAAUAACACAACCCUGUUUAACACCUGAUCCCACUGUGAAUGGUGCACUUUGAGAGCCAUUGUUAUCUGCGAUUGUUGCUGUCAUAUUAUCAUGGAGGAGCCGAAUGAUGUUUACAACUUUAUCUGGGCAGCCAAUUUUCAGAAGGACAGUCCACAGGGCAUUAUGAUUUACAGUGUUGAAAGCCUUAGUCGGGUCAAUAAACGCCAUAUACAGGGGUUGGUUUUGCUCUCUGCAUUUUUCUUGAAGCAGUCAAGCAGUGUAAAUCAUGUCCACUCUCCUCCUAGAACCAUUUUCAGAUUCAGGAAGGGUCGCCUCGGAUAUUCCUGCUUGGCAGGGGGUUGGACUCGAUGGCCCUUGUGGUCUCUUCCAACUCUAUGAUUCUAUGAUUGUUAAGAGAUGGUUUGCUAAGAUCCUUGCAAGAAUUUUGCCAGCUGCAGCUAAUAGAGAGAUGCCUUGAUAGUUUCCACAAUCAGUUCUGUCACCUUUUUUAAAAGAGAUUGAUAAUUUUGGCAUCCCUAAAGUUUGCUGGGAUUUCUUCUCUUUCCCAGAUUUUUUUGAUGAGCUUGUGAAGUUGUUGCGUAAGUUCAGUUCUGCCCACUUUGAAGAUUUCAGCCAAUAGUUUGUUCACAGGCUGCAAUAAUGGAUGGUCCAGUGUUCCUCAAUGUUAUCAGGGAAUUCUGAAAGCAGAUAGUCCUUAAGAGUUGUUCGGAAGCAAUCUCACUUAAUGGGAUCUUGAAGCACUUGAGUGUUCAUUUUGCACCUUGGUCUCCUUCCUUGUAGCCUGCGUUGAGGUAUAAUUUUGAUAGCCAUCAUGGAGCGUAUUAGUCAGUAAUCUGUCCAGCAGUCAUCGGUGCUCGUCAUAGCUCUGAUAAGGAGCACAUCAUGGCGAUCUUUAGCACGGACAAUGACAUAGUCUAAGACAGCGGUUCUUAACCUGUGAGUCCCCAGAUGUUGUUGGACGACAACUCCCAUCAUCCCUGAGCUCUGGCCUUGCUAGCUAGGGGUGAUGGGAGUUGUAGUUCAACAACAUCUGGGGACCCACAGGUUGAGAAAUGCUGGUCUAAGUGUUGGUUUCUGCUUUCCUUCACUGUGCAGCUCUGCUUGUCACGAGACAGGUGUUUACAUUCCACAGUCUGUACUGUUGGAGUUUCUCACGGGAAAGGGAGACUGGAUGUGACGUACACUGGUUUCCUGUUUUUCACUGUGUGAUUCUCUCCGAGCUGUCGAGGAGAGAGGAUGCAUUCUCUGCUCCGGCAGAGGCAAGAUGUCUUUCUGUAAUAUACCAGCUUUGAACUGUAAAUAAAGCAAUAUAGAGUAUGCAGCACGUACUCCUCAUCCUUCCGCUGGGCACGACAGACUCUGCUUUAAAUCAACACGUGGUUAUGGGCCCAGAGGUCGAAUCGGAGUGCCGGCAAAGGAUCGGAAUGCAGAGGGACAGAUCGGAACGGAAUCUGCUCUGCGCGUAGAAGUGAUUGAUGAGGUAUGUGCUACUGCUCCGGGCAGCCUGCCAGCUUCAAGUUAAUGGCUUUAUGGCUGGACUUUGAACUUUUAAAGCCGGUUUUGCCGGGAAUAGGCAAAAGGGCUCCCAGGCACAAGUCACUAUGCUGGGAAAUCGAAGUAACUUUUAAGUGCGCUUUGUAAUGAAGCAGCUGCAGCAGUGACGCAGCAAGAUUUAAAGCAGCAUAUGACGCUGAAGGCUAAUGCCAGAGUCAUGAUGGCCCUUCAGGAUGCUUGUGGGAUUCCUAAGCUCAACAAGAAAAAUUACAGCGACUGGGUUCAGUAUGCAGAGGCAAUUCUGCGGAAAGAGGGUUUGUUUGAGGUGAUUACAGGAACCCCCAGUUCCAGUUACAGAUGCAUGGGAAGCUAAGGAUUCCAAAGCAAGGGGAACUCUUACAUUGAUAGUAUCCCCAGAAGAGCUCUGUCUAUUGCGUGAUAAGACCUCAGCCAGAGAAAUUUGGGACGCUUUGAGAGAGGCUCACUUAAGGACAGAAGCUGGAUCCACUAUGUUUUACUUUAACAAGCUGCAUAAUAUGGCUCUUGCUGAAGGUGGAGAUGUGCGUUUACAUCUAAUGGAGAUGCAAAAUCUGAGACAUGAGCUGCAACAGAGAGGACUCAACUUUCCAGAGGCUGUGUAUUCUUUCAUGAUACUACAAUCUUUGGGUUCAGGUUGGGAGUCUGUUGCAACCCAGAUUGCUGUGCAACCAACUGCUCAGCUGACAGUGGACUUUGUUACUGCCGUGAUUUUAAAUGAAGCAGAUCGCCGGGGUGCUAGCUGCAUGGGCAAGGGAGUCUUCACAGACGUCAUCCCAUAGUGCAGUGGAACCACCAGAUGGCGCCAAAGCUUUGAAGGCAGUGAAAUGCUACUCGUGUGGACGUCUAGGCCAUAUGAAGAGGGAAUGCAGACAUCCCAGGGCCAAGACAGAGCAGCGCAGCGAAAGCUCAUCGCGCGGAAAAGGCCGAGGCAAAGGCAAAGGUCCGGUGUCUAGGACAACGCAGCACAAGGCUAUGGUUUCACGCUUCACUCCAAAGGUUGCAGAGGUCCAGAAGACGUCUAGAUCUUUCUUCGUUGUUGAUUCAGCGGCCACCCACCACAUGUGCAACGAUAAGAAACUGUUUGUGUCUUUUACACCGCAGGAAGGUGCGAUUCACCAGGCGGAUGACCACACUAUUCCCAGUAAAGGCUACGGAACUGUUGUUCUUCACAGUUUGGACUUAUCGAUACAGAAUGUGCUUUACGUGCCAGACGCCAAACAUAAUCUGCUCAGUGUUGGACAGCUGAAUGAGCGGAACAUUGACGUUUCCUUCAAGAACAAGAAGUGCAUCAUCACAAAGAAAAAUGAUUAUGUAUUGCAUGCAGAAUAUGUUGAUCAUUUGUUUGUUUUGUAUUAUGAUGAUGUGGUGCAGGAUGACACUUGUUGCAUUGCAGGUUCUAACAAAAGUUUGCAUGCAGAAUGUAUUCACGAUUUUCAUCGAAAAUUUGGUCAUUUGCAUUUUGAGGCAGUAUCUAAAAUGCCUGCCUUGGUUGAAGGUAUGACUAUUAAACCCUGCAGGUACCACAUGAAGUGCAAAGCAUGCGCAGCAAACAAAGUGAAAAUGGCUGCGAAAGGUAAGGUGUCUAGUAGGACAGCUACAGAACCAUACCAGGUUGUUCAUGCUGAUUUGGUUGGACCACUAGCGCCCUCUUUGGGUGGAAAUAGAUACUUCAUGGUUCUCAUUGAUGCAUUUUCUAGAUAUAUUUUUGUGUACAAUCUCAAGCAGAAAUCGGAGGCUUUUCCUAGGUUCAAGGAAUUCUGUGCUUGGUUGGAAAAUGUGCAUGGUAAGAAGAUAAAGACUCUUUUCAGUGAUCGCGGGGGAAUUCACUUCUCAGCAGUUUGAAGCUUUUCUGACUGAGAAAGGAAUUCAACACGAUUUGUCUAGUCCUCGCUCGCCAUGGCAGAAUGGACUUGCGGAACGGGCAAAUCAGACAUUGCUUCAAGGGUUAAAGACCUUGCUGCAUGAUGCCAAUCUUCCAGAGAGUUAUUGGGCCGAAUCUCUCUCGUGUUUUGUUUACAGUUACAAUCGCAGGUUAUCUUCAGCGAUUGGUUGUACCCCCUAUGAGAAGAUGUUUGGCAAGAAGCCAUACAUCAAACACAUGAAGAUUUUUGGUUCUGACAUGUGGGUUCGCUCACCACAAAACUCCAAGUUAAACAAGCGUGGAUUGCAUGGUAUCUUUCUAGGUUAUCAGAAAGGGUCUUACAGAAUAAUGAUGACUGACUCUAAGACAAUUAAGCUCACGAGAAGUGUUGAGUACAAUGCAAAGUGGGGGAGAAUGUGGGAAUUUUCCAAUGUUAUCCUGAUGACGGUGAUGAGACUGAGGAUAGUCAAAAGCAACCACAACAACCCACACCCACUGAUGAAGGUUCUGAGUCUGAAUCUGAAACUGAAUCGGGUGAUUCAGAGGAUUUCGAGAGUGCGAAAGCCUCUAUGCGACCCUCUGAAAGCUCUGAUCAAGAAUUGGAGGAACCAUUGUUCACAAUAGGUCGUUUUUCUCCUAAGAAGGAAGAGGAGAGUGUUGAAGACUUAAGGCUAAUUCGUAGGUCACAGAGAGCCACAAAAGGCAAACCUCCAAAGAGAUUUGCUGAUGAGUUUGCUACGAUAGCAGUAACAGCUGUUAAAAGCUCCAAGAAGGUAUUUGAACCUUCAAGUUUCCAAGAAAUCCAGGGUUUGGAUUCAAAGGAAGCUGAGCCAUGGUUAAAUGCCAUGAAGGCUGAGCUUGAUUCCUUAGAAAGGAACAAAACAUGGGAGCUAGUACCAGUAGUUCAAGGAAUGAAGCUUCUGGAAGCAAAUGUGUCUUCAAAGCGAAGACAGAUCAAAAUGGCAAGAUAGUCAGACACAAAGCCAGAUUGGUAGCCAGAGGUUUUGCACAGGUACCAGGUCAAGACUAUCACGAGACCUAUUCACCCACAGUGAGAUAUGAAAGCAUUAGGCUUAUGCUCAAGCUAGCUGCAGAGGAAAAUCUACACAUUAGUCACCAUGAUAUUAAUACAGCUUUUCUGUACGGAUCUCUAGAUGAAUCACUUUAUAUGCUUCCACCUGAUGGCGUACAGGUAAAACAGGGAUUUGUUUGUGCUCUGAAGAAAUCCCUUUAUGGUCUCAAACAAAGUGCACGGUGUUGGCACACAAAACUCACUGAAGUAUUGUUUUCUCUAGGUUUUCAGCAAGGGAAAGCUGAUCCAUGUGUAUUUGUCAAAGAGGAGGGGCAAAAGAAACUGUACUGUUUGUUUUAUGUUGAUGAUUUAUUAUUCUUUUGGAAAGAUGUUGCAAUGUACAAUAGCGCCCUAGCUCAACUGAAAGAGCACUUUGACAUGAAAGAUCUUGGUGAGGUAAACAACUACCUAUCUCUGGAAAUAGAGAGAGAUCAAGAUGGUAACAUUCUAGUACACCAGUCACGGAAAAUUGCUGAUGUGUUAAGCAAACUAAAUCUGAUGGAUGCUAACCCUGUAGACACACCGAUGACAACAGGUUAUCAGGUAGAUGACACUGAAGAAGCAUUUUCUGACACUACACUGUACAGGAGUGUGCUAGGCAAGCUAAACUUCAUUGCCAGAUGUUCAAGACCAGACAUUGCUGUUAGCUGUAAUUUGCUAAGCAGACAAGUCAACAAUCCUAGUGUCAAGGAUUGGAAAGCUCUGAAACGCAUAGCGCGGUAUUUGAAAGGCACUAUGCAUUACAGACUGAGAUUUAACAAUCAGAAGUCUGGUGGUCUUGAGAUAUUUGCAGAUGCAAGUUUUGGAAGUGACGCUACAGACAGGAAAAGUACGUCUGGAGUUUGCUACAUGUACAAUCAGAGUCUGUUUGAUUGGUCAUGCAAGAAGCAAACAACAAUUAGCUUAAGUACUUGUGAAGCCGAACUGAAUGCACUGUCUUAUUCACUUAAGGAUUGUGAGUGGUUAGUACAAUUGUGCAAAGAUAUGAAAAUUCCUGUCAAAUGUCCAAUCCAGGUUUACCAGGACAACAAAGCAUGUUUGGCUUUGCUGAAGUCUGAAGGUUGUAAGCAAAGCACAAAGCACUUGCAAUUAAAGUUGCAGCAUGCUAGGGAAUGUAUUCAGAAGGGACUCGUAACGGUGUCCUAUAUGCCAGGUAAUGAAAUUCCUGCUGAUGUAUUGUCCAAGAUUGUAUCAAGGGAUCAACACUGUACCUAUGUGCAGAAGUUGGGUUUGUACUGAUAUUGUGCAAACACGCUGCCCAGUGAUGUUCACAGAAAGGGGGAGGAUGUUGGUUUCUGCUUUCCUUCACUGUGCAGCUCUGCUUGUCACGAGACAGGUGUUUACAUUCCACAGUCUGUACUGUUGGAGUUUCUCACGGGAAAGGGAGACUGGAUGUGACGUACACUGGUUUCCUGUUUUUCACUGUGUGAUUCUCUCCGAGCUGUCGAGGAGAGAGGAUGCAUUCUCUGCUCCGGCAGAGGCAAGAUGUCUUUCUGUAAUAUACCAGCUUUGAACUGUAAAUAAAGCAAUAUAGAGUAUGCAGCACGUACUCCUCAUCCUUCCGCUGGGCACGACAGACUCUGCUUUAAAUCAACACUAAGAGGUGCCAUCAUACCUCCAUCAUAUGUCCAUCAUACCUGACCAUUGGCCAGGCUAGCUGGGGCUCAUGGAAAUGUAGUCCAGAAUCUGAAGGGCACCAGGUUGGGGAAGGCUUCUUGGGGAGGCUGGCUUUAGCAUACAAUACAUUAUGAAAUGAGUAUCAUAAUGCUUUUACUGACAGAUAAUUGAGAGAUUUGUACUGGGGCAAAAUAAGGAUUCAUCUAGUAGCAAAGCGAGCUAAAGAACUGGAAAUAAAGAAAAAUUGGAAGUGCCUAUGAAAAAUGCCAUAUAAAGAAUUAUUGGUACACAUGCCUCAUGCGAUCUAUUUUAACACUAUGCUAUUAACUCAAAGUAUCUCAUUUGACUUGUUAUGUUCAGAGUUCCAUAAACUUGGGCAGACCUUGGUAACCGAGGCAAAACUUGUAAUUGAGAUCCUGCUGGAACAGAUUUAUGCAUAUCUACUCAGAAACAAGUCUCACUGUGUUCAGUGGGGCUUACUUAUAAGUAAGUGUGCUUUGGACUGCAGAUAUGCAUAAAUUUGGGCUGUUGGCCCCUGACCUCUUGCUGUAUCCUCCAUACAAUAUUAGGGUCCAUUGCCUGCUUCCCUCCUCUGCCUUCCAAGUCUGUAGCUGGAGACAGGGUGGCAGGGUUUCCACAACCUACACUAGGCAUUGGAGGAGCUUGGAAAACCAGGUUCACUGUGGGAAUAGUUUCUGCCAUGCUUUUAACUCUGAGAAUAGUGUUAGAGGAGGGGAGCAGGAUCUUGUAUAGUGGCACCAUGCAACCCAAACAGCCACCCCUGCCUUCCCCUCUGGGACUUGUUUUGCUGGUUGGCUGGGUGUAGAAACACUUGGCCUGUCUACUGUCUACAUAUGGCCAUUGGUGGUUGCUGGCAGAGGCACUCCUGCCCACAGCUUUGCUCAAACAUCUGCCUCCACCUUUCUCUUUAGAAAAGGAAUGUUUUGGCUAAUAUUGGCAGUGGGUGACAGAGGCUUUUGGAGUGCACGGGUCUCCCACUCUUGAGAGAGGCUCUUGAGAGCCAGUGUGGUGUAGUGGUUAAGAGCGGUAGUCUCGUAAUCUGGGAAACCGGGUUCGCGUCUCCGCUCCUCCACAUGCAGCUGCUGGGUGACCUUGGGCAAGUCACACUUCUUUGAAGUCUCUCAGCCCCACUCACCUCACAGAGUGUUUGUUGUGGGGGAGGAAGGGAAAGGAGAACGUGAGCCGCUUUGAGACUCCUGAAGGGGAGUGAAAGGCGGGAUAUCAAAUCCAAACUCUUCUUCUUCUUCUUCCCACUGGCCAAACAGCAGCUCCUUUCUAGCUUUGAGCUGGAGAGGUGGGUGGGAAUCAUUUCUCAUAAUUGCAUCUCUAAAGCUUGGUGCAACUGUGUGGGAUGUUUUACCACCUUCGCUUCAUCAGACUUGCCUUUGGGGAGUUGGCAGAGCUGCAGAAGGUUGUUGAAUAAGAUUUGCAUUAAUUGUGUUGGAAUUUACCUGUGUAAAGUUGGAAGUCUGUUUUUCUGAUAACACACGAUAAUUUAGGUUCCCACAUGUCUUGAUUCUAUAAAAGCUUCAAAUGUCCCAAUUAUUUCAUGUAAUCUAAGCAAAUAAUUUGAGUGGUGGUGUAAUUUAGUGGACAGUUUGUUUGGAAUUUAAGAUCGGAUUGAAAUUGCUAGAUUCCUGUUCUAAUAAGGGCUAGAGAUAGUUUAAGAGAACUGAAUGUGGUUGGAGAGAGUUAUCCCUGCACAAAAUGUUUACACACAUUUUUGUCCAGCUGAGGCUUCCGUUGACUCUAUCUAUCUACAAUUCUUAAAGCCCUGGCAAAGCCAGAAAUGAUGGUAGGAAUAAUAAAAACAAAGAGUCCUUUGGCACCUUAAAGACUAAUACCUACAUUGGUUCAUAAGUUUUUGUAGACUAUAGUCUACUUCAUCAGAUGUACAAAGUAUUAUCCCGAGUAGCAGAUAUGUCAGAAGGAAAUGAAAUGCAAAAAAGUAUGGAUGCUAAUAAUGAUCUUAUAAACAGGGAUCAUACACAAAGGAACAUAAUUUAUAACACAGACAUCCUUAUACUACUAAACCAGUUACCAUGUAAAUUAUCCUUUAGGUAAGGUAUUGAACAGAUCCACUGAAAACAUUAACACCCUGAGUAUAUAUGAGAUGGGGGAAAUUAAGAGCCUGAAAAUCUGGCUCUUAUGUCUGUGUUAACCAUAGGUUGAUAUGUUCAUCAGAGCAAGGAGGAGUUUCACAAUGUAGUAUUAUGUGUAAAUUAAUAUUUUACAUAAAAUUUGCUACUAUUACUCUAACAUCUACAUACUGUAUAGCUGAAUUGGGGGGGAAUGUAUAGAACGAUCCUAGACAUUUUUACUUGGAAGUAAGUCCUACUGUCUUGAAGUGUUUUCUCAUAAAAAACAGGUUUAGGAUUGUAAUGCAAUUCAAAUAUAAGAAGCUUUUAUUAUAUCCUAAUGUCUGGUCUUUAAACUUUUCACAGGGCUUUUUUAGGCGAACAAUCAGACUAAAACUUAUAUACGACAAGUGUGAUCGCAACUGCAAAAUUCAGAAAAAGAAUCGAAAUAAAUGUCAGUACUGCCGUUUUCAAAAGUGCCUUUCAGUUGGAAUGUCUCAUAAUGGUAGGUAAGAGUGACCAUAAUUUUUGUUUUACUUCAACAAAAAAUAAGUUGGAGAAUGAUUCUACAUGGAUAGCUGGUACGACAUCUUAUGCAAAUACAGGACUGAAGCAAACAUGGUUUGGAUUCAUAUGUUCCCAUCCAGAUAUGGAAUACAUUUUCUGCUCAUGCAAAUAUUGUUCUGUAUCUUGUGCUAGAAAAGUCAAAUCCAAAGUUGAUGGUCUACUUGCACAAACAGAAACAUGAGAACUGCUAUAGGAGCCUACUAAAUAUAACACUGCGUGAAUGUUUGCGCAAGCAUUUAUUGAAUGCCAUGUUCCUUCUGUUCUCCAGUCUUCGGAUCUAGUUUGAUGUCAGAAGGUGAAGAAACACAGAAUUGUUAUGAGCAAUUCCAGAUAUUGCAAGGUAGCAAAGGGAAAAGAAUGGAAUCAUCGUAGAGUUGGAAGGGACCCCAAGGAUCAUCUAGUCCAAUCCCCUGCAAUGCAGGAGCCUCAUCUAAAGCAUCCAAGACAGAUGGCCAUCUAACCUGUGCUUAAAAACCUCCAAGGAAGGAGAGUCCACAACCUCCUAUUGGAGUCUGUUCCAUGGUUGAACAGCUCUUACUUUCAGAAAGUUAUUCCUGAUGUUCAGUCAGAAUAUCAUUUCUUGUAACUUGAAAUCACUGGUUCGAGUCCUACCCUCCAGAGCAGAAGAAAACAAGCUAGCUCCAUCUUUCAUGUGACAGCCCUUUAGAUAUUUGAAGAUGGCUAUCAUAUCUCAUCUAAGUCUCCUCUUUUCCAGACCCUUAAUUGUCUUGGUUGCUCUCCUCUGCCCACAUUCCAGCUUAAACUGUGGUGCCCUUUUUCCAGGAUGAUGAGGAACCAUUAAUUAAUACACUUUGGGUCAGUCAACCAGCUACAAAUCCACUUAACAGUUACCUCAUUCAACCCACAUUUUGCCAGUUUCAUCACAAAGAAUAUCAUGGGGGGCUUCGUCAAAAGCCUUCCUGAAAUCAAGGUACACUAUGUCCACAGCAUUCCUCUGAUCCAUCAAGCUUGUGACGCCAUCAAAAAAAGAAAUGAGAUUUGUCUGACAUGACUUGUUUUUGAGAAACCCUUGCUAGGUCUUAGUAAUCACAUCAUCCUUUUCUAAAUGCUCACAGACCGACCAUUUGAUUAUCUAUUCUAGGACCUUUCCUGGUAUUGAAGUCCACUGGUCGGUAGUUACCUGCAUCCUUUUUCCCCUCAUUUUUGAAGAUGGGGACACCAUUUGCCCACCUCCAGUCUGCAGGGACUUCACCUGUUCUCCAAUAAUUCUCAAACAUCAUAGACAAAAGCUCUGAGAUUACAUCUGCAAGCUCCUUUAGUACCCUCGGAUGCAGCUCAUCAGGCCCUGCAGAUUUGAAUUCAUUUAAAGCAGCUAGGUGUUCCCUUACCACCUCUUUUCCUAUCUUGGGCUACAAGCCUCUAAUCAGUUUCAAACUAUUCACAUAUUGAACAUUGUAGUUAAAAUUCAUUCACAAAUUUCAAUGUAAAAUUGCUACAAUAGGACACAGAAUGUUGCUAGGUCUGAAUCUGAAGGUGCGCCAUUCUGAGAUAACGCCAGUGACUGAAUCAAUGUUAGGUUCCGCUUCAGUUGUUACACAGUUUGUGUGCUGUUGGUGCAGAUAGGAAUUCAGUUUAGGGAGGGACAGUACUGGUGGCUGCUAUAUUGGACUAUGGUCUGGUUGGUGAUACACAACUCAAAUAAGCCACUUCUUGGUUUUUAUUAAUAUAAGAAAGAUGUUUUUGAUGCAUUUAUCUGUGGGAAGUGUUUGUUUGCAGUUUUAAUGCAGUGUGUGGGAACUCACUACAUUAACACCCUAUUUCUUUCUGUACUUCAAAUUGCACCCUCUUCUUCUCAUUAUACAAAGCAUCACUCUGCACCUCAUGGUUGCCCCUUUUUCUUUCCCUACUCUACAGGUUUCUCCAAAGCCUCAUCUUUCUCCCAUCCAUUUAUUCUGUCUCUGUUUUUGCAGUGUUUCUUUCCUCUUCACACACCUUCUCUAAGCCUUCUUUCUCAGUUUAGCUGCAGCUUUCCAGCAAUUCACAUAAUUAAGGAGUUGUGGGUUAGCUACCCACAAAGGCUGUAAAAACUGUGGCACUGCUACCAUGUGCUUCUUAGUAAAAGGAGAUGAUGCAUUGAUGCAGUCAUUCUCCCACUUCUGAUGGACUUGAGUAGACCUUCCCCAAAAAGAUGUGGGAACGAGCAGACCCGGUAUCUUGAAUUCUUUAUGGGGUCACAAAUAGAUAGGAAUGGGGUCUCAGCCUGUGGGGCUAGUUUACUCCUUGUGCUGCUGUUGCUAGGAUCCUGGUAAGCUAGUAUUUGAGCUUAAGAUCAGGCUUACAACUGGAGAACAAAUGUUUUUGCUGUUCCACUUUAAAUAUGUUUUCUCCUCAGCGAUUCGAUUUGGACGGAUGCCAAGGUCAGAGAAGGCAAAGUUGAAAGCUGAAAUUCUAACAGGUGAUCAUUGUAUAGAAAAUUCUGAAAUCGCAGAUCUUAAAUCACUCGCCAAGAGAAUUUAUGAAGCGUAUUUGAAAAACUUUAAUAUGAACAAGGUCAAAGCCAGACUCAUACUUGCAGGAAAAACCAGCAACAAUCCAGUAAGUAUUUGCCAUCAUAAAGUUUAAAAAUAGCAAACUAAGCAAAUGGUGAGCUAAUGUGUAUGUAAGACAAGUAAAAGCACUUCUAAGAACUGCGGAUGGAACCGGCUGUGUUAGAAGAGGCAUUUCCCAUUCUCUCUCUCUCUCUCUCUCUCAGGUGUGGGAGGUGCUUAUUUGGUGACAUGCAUUAUGGAAAUUUCUUCAAAGUAUAUUAGUUUAUUUCAGUGCAAAUUUAUGUAGAUUUUAAUGACUAAUUGCUUGAUCUGUUAAAACCUUCGUAUGAGCAAAUUUUAUUUUAAUCUGGAGGCAGCCUUAUUAUUAUUAUUUGUUUAUUUUGAGGAUAUGUACCCCACCUUUAACAAGUUUUCUGGACAGUUUACAUAAAGUUAAAAAGACAGUAAAACAAAUAAAAGUAGAAAGAUAAAAAUUGCACAAUAUAAAAGAGCAGCAUGAAAGUAAUACUUAAAGAGAAUGUGCUCUGGAUACUUUUGUAAAUGGUGAGUUAAACCCACACCAGUCGUUCUGAGCAGCUUGUGACGAAAGCUUUCCUAAGGACUGGAACUUCGUAACUUCUGGCAUUUUGAAGUAUUGUUGCUAGGCAGUUGACUAUUGCAUAUUUAGCCAUUUUCAUAGAAGUAUACAUCUGAACUGGGCAGUCUCAUACCACGUAACCUCUUCAACUGCUUCUAAGCAAAUGAAAAAGAAAUAAAGGAUAUGGGGCUUUAAUUAUAGGGACACACACGCCCCUUGUCGUGUUGCCCGUAGAUGAGUAUGAAAAGUUGCAGCCUGUAUGCUGAAAUGGUCCCUUUUACUUUUGAGCCUGUUGUUCUAUGUGGUAGCCAUACUAGGCUAGGUGGUUUUGCGUUGGGGGUGAGAGGGACAGAAGGAAAGGGAGGUGGAAGAGAUAAAUUGGAGAUAUGUGAAACUUUAUCUGCUUGGCACAAGGAAACACAUAAUUUUUUUCUCACAAGUCCAACGGGAUUUAGAAGUGCUUAUCUUUUGGUUGGAUCUUGUCCUGAAGGUUGUUCCCCCUGCUCCCCCUCUUUUAGAGGAUGUAAGUCGAAAACGAAUCCACUAAAAAUACUAAUGCCAUAAUCCAGCCAAAGUUAAACAUCCUUCAGCCUCAUUCAUUUCACGUCAAGGGUGCCAAAUUUACACUGGACACUUCCUGAAGCAUAUUUGGCUGAGGGGGGGGAGAGAUCCCCUGGGGUGUGUUUGUGGGAGCAGGGGUGGUGAAUGAGAGAGACGGGGGGGGGAGAUUUUGUUACCGAAUGAACUUCUUUGACUGCAUUGGGAAAUGAUUAACUGGGUUUUAGAAAUGACUACGCUUGCAAUACCUUAGUUCUCCAGCAAAAGCAGCAAAGUUUUACAACAUCUAGUUUGAAAUGGUCUGAAAUGGCCUUACAUCAUUCCUCUCUAAUUGUAUUUACAUCAAAAGCAAAAAAAUGAACACAGGAUUGAAAAGAAAAUUGGGAUUGUUAUUUCACCAUUUAAAGGUGGUGUGUCUAUUUGAAUCAAUAGCCCUCAUUGCAGUAAAGAUUAUAUUAUUUUAAGAUCACAUGUAACUAUGAAAGUAUUCAGGCAAUGUAUGCAUAUAAUAAAUUGCUCAGUAUUCCACGACUACUUCUUACAAUCCCUGGUGGUACAUAGUAAACUGAUUUUGAAUGGUCAAUUUUCAAAAGUAAGUUGUAAUUUUGCCAGAGUUGCUAGAGUGUCAAAGAAAGAAAAAUGUGUUGUGUUUUUUUUUUAAUCCACAUGAAUAGUCCUAAUGAUGUGGGUUUUCCAGAAUAAACUGAAUUGGAGUCUUUACCACACUGAAUUGAAAUAUUUGGUUGAUGGGUGCAAUUCUGUCCAGGAUUACUCAGCAACAAAUUCAAUUAAUGGCAAUGGGACUUGCUUCCAGAUAGAUGGGCAUCGGAUUGUAGUUACAUUUUGCAAUCCUGUACUUGCCUUACGCUAGGUGUACACCUCUAUUGAAGCAGGCUCCAAAUCCAAUUCCAUGUAGUCAGGAGCAGGGAAGUACAACAUCAGGAGAAAUAAGCACAUCAGAAAAACAACCAAAUGCCCACAGCAUCUGCAGAAACAUUGCCACAGUCCACUAAUCAGGACUGUGGCAGUGACAACAUCCACAUGACACACAGGCAGCCAAUGAACCUGUACACCCUCCAAGACACACCCUGCGUUGCAACACACACAGUAAUGGACAAGCACCCUCACUCUAGCAGGCCUCAGUGGCACAGUCAGCAGUGCAAUAGCCAAGUGCUUUAAGACCCGCACUACCAGUUGGUACUUCCAGGAGGCUGGAGAAGAGACUUGCCAUCAUUGCUCUCCCCAACGCUUGCCUUGUGUCGCUGUCAGCCUCCUCUGGAGGAGAGGUGGGGGAGCCAGCUGUGUGCCAUCUACCCCUCCCUCUGAGCUGCAUUUAAGGCAGGCUCCUGGGAGUGCAGAAUCUUUAUUGGCAGUUAACUUUUGUUUUGCUUUGUACCUAUUCAAUGUACCUAUUCAACAACCUAGAUGCUUGUUGUUACUUAUAUUGAAUUUAUUCUGUGUUUGCCAAAUUGUUUUGUCGUUUUUGAAUUUUCUGACAUGUUCUGUAUUUUGUAUAGUCAUAUUUCUAAUACUCUGUAUUUGUUUUGAAAGUUUGCUUGGCAGGGGGUUGGACUCGAUGGCCCUUGUGGUCUCUUCCAACUCUAUGAUUCUAUGAUUCAUAGCUCAUUGUGGAAAAGCAGCAUAUGAGUGAACUCAGUCAGUGACUCUAGUACUGCCUGUUCAAAGGCAUUCCUCCAAAGGUGCUAACAUAAUUUUCUGGGCAAAGUGCACUGCAGAUCAGAUCCUCUACCCUCCCCUCAAAAGAUAAACAUAUUUGCAUAACAAUGGAAUAUGCUAAUUUACUUGUGUAGCUGCAGAUGUAUAAGUAAAUAAGUGAGAAGACUCUUACCAGGCAUAGCUGUCAACUUUUCCCUUUUCUUGCAAGGAAUCCUAUUCGAAAUAAGGGGAUUUCCCUUUAAAAAAGGGAAAUGUUGACAGCUAUGUUACUAGGUCAGGGGACAUAUUGUCCCCAUCUUUUUCCUUUGGUAAAUAUCAAACUGGUAGGAAACCUUUUUUAUAUGAAGGACCAUUGACCCACAGAAAAGAUAAAUUGAGGCACACACAGAAGUAAAAAGCUAUCUGAUUGGCAGGAUGUCAGCAAGCACGGCUUUUUCGUAGUUGUACUUCCAUGCUAGCAAAAACUUUUGUAUUCUUGCUUGCCGCAAAUAUAGUGCCUCUUCUGUUAUCGGUGUUUAAGGCACAAGAGCCCUGCUCUCCCACAAUACCAGUCCUAAACUAUAGAAAGAUCUCAGGUGCAUUAUAUAACGGUUGUUACUGUGGGUCUGUCAUGUAAGGCUGGAUACAUUUCAAGAUAAGGCGUGAUGUAUUAGAUGGAGGUGGUGUCAGAGUCAGUAUUAAAUGGUUAAAUGCAAAAGGUAUAUACUGUAAGAACAUUGGCUGUGAUCACUUUUUAAAUAUCCCAAUGACAAUAGCAGUGUUGUCAACACAGAUCAAACAAGCACCCUUUCCUUUUCUUUUUUGAGCAAAAAGGAUUUGACCCUUUGACAUUAAUAUGCUCAUUUAGGUGUUUAUACCAGCACCAGCAGCCUAUGCACCCAAACCCCCUAUUUUUUUCUGAUAGGCAGGGGAACUUUUUCCAACCUCAACCAUUAUCCUGAUCUUUAUAGACUUUUUCUUUUUGAUUUUUAUAUAUUUUUUAAAAAUAUAAAACACCCUAAUAUUUUAAAUUGUUUUUAUAGGGAAAUAAAUGCAUGUGCUGGAGCCCCAACCAAACUUGUGUGAUAUCUCCAUGUGCUCCUGCUCCCUUCCCCACACUAGUUGUCUUGUUUCCUCCUCCCUCAAGACCCAAUACAAUAAUUUUUUCAUUGACUAUUUUGAAUGCUGCUUGUGCAAUGAACAGGUGGCUUGGCUGACAAGUCCCUGCUGAAGGUGCUUCAAGUGCCUUCUCCUACGCCUGCAUAACUCUUCCUCUACCCCUCCUUGUGUGCAGUUGCCUGAUCUUGGGGUUCACCCAUGCUCACAGAUGUCCCCCUCUUGCUUGUGGGUGUGGGCAUUUUGGCUACAAAGCCAUUAGCAUGUGCCUUCCAUCUGCGGCUCUCUUUGCCUUCUGAGAAUAUGCCCCUGUGGGGUUGGGAUGCCAUUGUGAGAUGUGGUGCCCAAGGCUGUGGGUUCCAAACCUUUGUCUUAAAGCUUACUACCUUAGGCUGUGAGACUUAACUAUACAAGCAAAUCCACAAGGGGCAAAUGCUUCUGGUGGUGUCAUCUUACAGUGUAUUCAUUAUCUCUUUCAAAAUGCUGAAUGUUCUUGAACAAUUGAUUACAUGGGUGGAUCCCAUCUUCCAUUCAACCUGCUUCUGAAGAUACGCCUUCAGUAGGGGCUUUGAUUACAUUUGUUUUCUUCCUGUUAAUAUCUUAGUAUAUUCUAUUGCUAUUAGUAUAUUUGUAAAUAGUUAACAUAUUUACUUUUACUAUCUCUUUGUAGCCAUUUGUUAUACAUGAUAUGGAUACAUUGUGUAUGGCAGAGAAGACACUGGUGGCAAAACUGGUAGCCAAUGGAAUACAAAACAAGGAGGCAGAAGUUCGAAUUUUCCACUGCUGCCAAUGUACCUCCGUCGAAGCUGUAACAGAACUUACAGAAUUUGCCAAAUCCAUCCCUGGCUUCUCUAACCUAGACUUGAAUGACCAGGUGACACUAUUAAAAUACGGAGUUUAUGAAGCCAUUUUUGCCACAUUAGCCUCUGUAAUGAACAAAGAUGGAAUGCUAGUAGCCUACGGAAAUGGUUUUAUAACUCGAGAAUUCCUCAAAAGUUUAAGGAAGCCAUUUUGUGAUAUCAUGGAACCGAAGUUUGAUUUUGCAAUGAAAUUCAAUGCAUUGGAGUUAGAUGACAGUGAUAUAGCUCUUUUUGUGGCUGCUAUAAUUUGUUGCGGAGGUAAGACUUAAAGCUUCUAUACCUAUGUAUUCUAAUUAGUGAUUAUUUCCAUUUAUACUACCUCCCCACCUUUCUGCAAUAGUAUUCAGGGCAGCUAACAAUAGCAAUAAAGCAAUUAUUUAAGCAAGUAACAGUAAGAUAAAGAAUAUAACAGUAGAUUUUGGGUGGUUGAGAAACAGAUGGAAAGACUGGAAUAUUUCUUGCGUUAUACUGUGCUGCUGUUCCUCAUGGACCUCAUAUGAAUUUUACCUUUCCCUGUUUCUAGUAAUUUCCUUUCAUAAGUUGUUUGAGUUGGUUGAGAGCAAAAAUGGACAAAAGGAUAGCUAUAAAUGACAAGGCAAAACAGUUUAACAGAUCAAAAGCAUGUUUUUGUCUGUUUAAAAGCUGCUUUCUGUUUAUAUUGAUCUCGUGGUUUGUGGCUGUAUGAGGAUUUGAAGUGGGUUUUCCCUAGUCUAGCAGUCUUAAAAACUCUACCACCCUCAUUCUUGCAGUUAACAUUAGGGAGAGGGUCUUUUAGUGGGUCUUUCAGUAGGGUCUUAAGCAAAUAUAAUUUAUGGUCACAGAUUAACUCUUCUACAAUAACUUGAUGUGCUUUUUUCUGUUUUGGUGAACAGAUCGCCCUGGCCUUGUAAACAUAAGACACAUUGAAAAGAUGCAGGAGAGCAUUGUGCAUGUACUAAAACUUCACUUGCAGAACAACCAUCCUGAUGACAUCUUCCUUUUCCCAAAGCUUCUACAGAAAAUGGCUGACCUCCGACAGCUUGUCACAGAACAUGCUCAGCUUGUUCAGAUUAUCAAAAAGACUGAAUCUGAUGCACACUUACAUCCUUUACUACAAGAAAUCUACAAGGAUAUGUACUAAGGCUGUUUUUUGUUAUGUUUUGUUUUUUGUUUCGUAUGACGUGAAAAUACAAAAGCAAUAGAUGGGAGCAAACUACUUUGCACAGUUCUCUCUGUUGUGCUUUUAUUUCAAAGCAUUAGUGAGCUAAAAGGUAUGUAACUGCAAUAUCAUAUUUUUCUUGCCAGGAGUUAUUUUUAAGUACUUAAGAGAAACUGUAUAGUAUGUGUAAAAAAAGGCAAUAAGCUGUGAUUGACUUGAAAUUUGGGCAACAGUGGUAAUAUCAUUUAUAGUACAUCUGAACUUACUAACAACAUACACUUCUUCUGAAGUUUCUGCACUUUUAAGCCUUUCUCCCAUCAUCUUCAUUACUGUAAGAAAGCUAGGAGUUUGGGCCAGGAUCCAAAAGCUUUUAUGUGAUGUCCAUUAAAGCUUUAACAGCGUUUCUCCAAGAGCAGUCCUCCGUGCUAUGUGGUGAGUUGCAUUUUGAAACUCAAAGGUGUUUCAAAAGCAGAUUGGGAUUUGACAUGGUGGGGGCAGAGAUGUCUGCCAUUGAAAUAAGUCAUAUGCUACUGGUCAUACCCUAUCCCUUAAAUCAGGGAUAGCCAAUAUUGUAUUCUCCAGAUGUUGUGAACUACAUCUCCCAUAAGCCCCAGCCAGCAUGACCAAAAGUCAGAGGUAAUGUGAAUUGUGGUCCACAAUCCACCUGGCCUAGCGGGCGAGGCCCACACUCACCCAGCCCUACUGAAGAGGCUCCUCAUGAGGCCAGAGGAACAUCGCCCGGCUAUUGUUUUAUUAUUUAUUGAUUUAAUAUGCUGUACACCGCUUUGAGGUUUUUAUUAAAAAUAUAAAGCGGUAUAGAAAAUUUAAAAAUAAUAAAAUAAAAUAUCUGAAGGGCACCCUAGUCACUAGCCCUGCAUCUAAAGUACAGUAAGCCCGCAAUUUAUGCUGGGGUUAUGUUCUGGGGAUUGCGCUUAAAGCCAAAAUUGUGUAUAGUCAAAGUACAUUGGGCUCCCACACUGGCGGGUAGGAUUGCCAAAGUCUUUUCCCCCAGAUGUCUGCCCCCCUUUUAUUUAUUUUUAUUUUUGCCAAGUGCGUAAAACUGAAUGCGCACAAGCUGAAAGGUAAAUAAAUUGUAGGCUUACUGUAGUUUCUUUAGCUCCUGUCCCUACCUCAAUUGUUUUCCAUAAAGGAUUCAUUUUUUAAAAGCUCUCUUCCUACUUAAGGCUGCAAUCCUAUGCACAAUUUCUGGGAAAUAAAUUCCACAGACGUCACUGGGACUUGUGUAAGAUUGCUGUGUUGUUUUAUUUAUUUAACUGAAAUGAAAUCCCAUUGGCAUGUCAAAGCCAUAAUGAUAUUGGGAAAUAUAUUUCAUGAUGUGCAACCAGGCCCUCCCUCUUCCAUGGUUCAUGCCAAACUGCUUAUUUCCAGUCAGCUAUGCAGGAUCAAUACACAACAUUAAAAAACCUUAUAGUCAUGCAGAGCCAAUUCAUAAUAUCUUGUGUAUUCUGGUGCUUGAGUUUGAAUUUGAAACAUUGAAUUUCUAAAACAGCUCUGCUCUGGGCAAACUUCAUGUUAAGCUGCUGUUUAGUCUUAUAGUGAGCCAUAGAUACAACAAAGUUGAUGUAUCUGACAAAAUGUUGCUUCCAUGCAGCGCUGAAACAAGGAAUAGGAGUCAGAGUAGUGUGUUGUUUGGACUUGUGGAUAAUUUUCUAAUUCAGUGCCCUUUCUUCACUACCGAAGCAAUAAUACUGGGGGGGGGGGGGGGACGGGACAAACCGCAUAGAGGCCAAGGUGUUCCAAUACUGUAAUAAGUAGCUUAUUAAGGUUAUGUUUAAUCCAGAUGCUCAGCACUAAUGCAAGUUGUUACACGUAGUUUUUGUAUUCUAUAGACAAAAAUCGAUCAUAAAGGCUUUCCCUCUCCUGGACCCCUGAGAACUCUUUUUGGGGUGGGGGCAAUGAAUCUCAUUCAGAUAUCUCAGAACUUUCACCAUUCUGCAGUUGCCAGGAUUCUUUGGAGAAAGUCAUAACCUUUAAAAUGGUAUCAAACAUGUCUGCAGUGUAGAUGUGUCCCUAGAGCUCUUUAUAUCAGAUGCAUACACAACUUCUCACAACAGUGUUUCCUUUGAGGAUCAUUUUUAAUGGAUGCACAUGAAAGGCUGCAGAUAUUACAAAAACUGCUGGGGUUUGUUUGUUUUUAAUUCAUUGUAUUUCUAGGUGUGUGCAUUUGAUGUUUUUAAAUACUACUGUUUUAUAGGCUAGGGGCACGGGUGGCACUGUGGGUUAAACCACAGAGCCUAGGACUUGCCGAUCAGAAGGUCGGCGUUUCGAAUCCCCACAACGGGGUGAGCUCCCAUUGCUCGGUCCCUGCUCCAGCCAACCUAGCAGUUCGAAAGCACCUCAAAGUGCAAGUAGAUAAAUAGGUCCCGCUCCGGCGGGAAGGUAAAUGGCAUUUCCGUGCGCUGCUCUGGUUCGCCAGAAGCGGCUUAGUCAUGCUGGCCACAUUUUGGCUCCUAGGCCAAUAAAGCGAGAUGAGUGCCGCAACCCCAGAGUUGGCCACAACUGGACCUAAUGGUCAGGGGUCCCUUUACCUUUUAUUUUAUAGGCUACACACUGCAACUAGUCACAUGUGUCUGCUAAAACUGUAAUUUGUGAGGUCCUCUGUAUUCUUUAGGAUUGCUUCAUUUGUAUUCUGUGCAAAUACUUUUAUUAGAACACCUGUUUCAAAGAUAACAUUUUAUAAGAUCAUAGCAAAAUCAGUCACCUUGAUUUUGGAAGAAGAAGAAAAAUCCUAGAUCUGCUUUAGUUGGUUAUUUUUGUGGCAACUCCAUCUUUCCAUUAAAUAUCUUCCCACUAAAAUACAUGGAUGGCAUUUGCAAGAGGGGCUUUCUGUGAUUUUGUAAAAAGUAUUGGGUUUGUAUUGCAAGAUCCAAAUAGUUCCACCCUUUACAUUCUUAAUUACUUUACCGAAUGACAAUCCCUUAUUUUUAAAAUUUGACCUGGUUUCUGUAUAGCCUGAAACAGUAGCCUGCCUCAGGUUUCUGUUCCUGGCUACUAUAUGCUGGUUUUUCUCCAGAUCGUUUAAAUCCUUUGUAUUUCAUAAACCAUGGCUUAUUCAGACUGAAACCAAUAUUAGAGCCCUCUGGCUCUCCUCAUAUUGUGCCCCAGCUGUGGCAUGAAGAGCCUUGCUUAUAUUAAGGCCGGGCUCACUCUGGUGCCCAAGCUGGAGAACUCUGGCUUAAUGUCAACAAACUAGGAUCAUACCUGGGUUUUUUUUACCAUGUUGUUUUUAAAAGUUUGCAAGCUGCUGUUGGUUUCUAACUGACCAAUCACCAGCAUUUUGCUUUCUCUCUGUGGCCUUCCCUUUCGUGGCCUUCCAUGUAAUUUAGAAUAAUUUAGAAUGCUAUGGGAUGCAGUUGUAGGAUGAUGUGAAGAUUUCUAGUAUUUUGUGAAUACCUGUGGGUUGCACCUAUGAAUUACAAGUGCUGAAAUAACUUUUGAGAGCCUACAGAACUUCAGUAAUAUGUUAGUCAGUGGAUUUUAGGAGAAGCACUGUCAGAAAGUGCACUAGAAGACUGCUUGCACUAUCAUUCAGAGAACUCAGGAUUGGGACCAUAACUCAAGGUGCAACGUUGAAGAAAAAAUUGUUUUCCAAAAAUGAAAUUGGCUACCUCAGCAAAUUAUGAAAAAGAAGGCAGCAAGCUGACUAGCUCAAUAAAUUUAUAAUAUAUGACUCAGGGUUGCAAGUCCAAGGUAACUGGAAACAGUUCUAAUAUCUACUCUCAUCAUGCAAAUUGUGUAGCUUGUGGGGGGAGUCACACUACUUUAUUUUUUGCACACUCAUAUCCAUGUUGCAUUAUUUCUGUGUAUUUAACCUGUGGCACUUUCAUUAACUGUUAGCUACUAAUUAUUACUUACGGUAAUUAUAAUGUGAGAGGGGCACUUGAAUGCAUGGACAUUUGAGCUGAGUCUGCUCCCCUCGCUUCCUCGAGCACACUGGGGUAUGCUUUUUCCUAUUCUCCAAGUGAGCCCAUAAAGCUUGACAUUUUUCACACUACAGCAAGAUUUUGUGUGCCAUAGGAGUGGCAAAUGCAAUUUUCCUGUAAAGUCCCAUGUGGCCCAACACGCUUUUCAGUCCUGCAAAGAUCUCUCAGCACCAGCUGCCAAGUUAGUGAGUUUUCUCUGUGGCCUCUGCGCUGGAGAUACCACUUCCCUUCUCUUCCCCUGUGCUAACCAAAACCAGAGAGCUCUACGUAACAAAAAUGCUUCUUAAAACAGAUCAGCACAGUUGACUUCCACCAAAAGAAGUGGAGGGUGGGCAGUACCUCACGUAGCUUGGGCAGCAAUGGCACCACAUGGACAACGGCUUUUAACACUGACACAAGCUCACUUUCAGUGAGACCACAGGAAGUAGGCAUAGAUUGAGCUAUGGCCCUGUGACGAGAUUUCUUUUUAGGCCCAUAUUUAUAGCUGCUGCUUAUCAGUGCCUUGUAGAAUUUCUUCACUUUGCCAUCUAGCACCACCUCAGCAUGGUGCAGUUGUGCUGUCCCCCUCAAACUGAGUCUCAAAUUGAUGAUGUUGACUUCAAUGGGAUAAUAAGAGUAAUUGAGAAGUGAGCCCAUACUGAUCCUAUUGUUCUGUCUUUUCUAUAUGUGUAACUCUCCUCUGGGUUUCAUUUCAUGAUGUUUCACUGUGACCUGGAAAUAGUUAUAUAUGUUGAAUUUGCUGUGCUUCUCCGUUGUAAAAUAUAUUUGAUGUUGUGCUGCUAUUAUUUAAUCAAACGUGAUAGUUUUGAUCCAUUUCAUAUAAAUAAUGCCAUGAACAAACCUAUAGAAAAUUGGUGGUGUAACAAUUUUUAAAGAAAGCAUUGGGUUAAAUUUAAUUUUUCACAGUUCUAAAUAUGCAAAUAUUUUCAAUAAUAUGGACACUUUCACAGAUGAAAAAUUGGGAGCCGUAUAUUAUAGCAGUAAUGGGCUUGUUUAGAGUUAUGUUGCAGUUACAGUUGCCAUUCAUGUGCAGGGUUAGUUCUUCAGUGAGUAAAGGAGACUCUAAUAUAACUGUUUACAAUAGUUAUAAACCUGAAUUUUACAGUUUUUAGGAUUUUUAUCUGUGGUCUAGUAGGCAUAAUUAGACCCACCAGCUUAUUUCUGUUGCUAUAAACUUUAGAUUUAAGUAUGUUUUGCACUGAAUUUGCACUGAAUUUGUAAUUAAAACUUUUUAAAAAAUAUAUAGGGAACAAUUAAUAAGCCAACAUUGCUAUGCAACCCACUUAAUGUGCCAGCACCAUUGAGAUGGAUGGGAGAGUUGCACAGCACCAUUCCUUGGUAGGUUGUGCUAUUUAAUGGUGACUUUUGAUUGCCCAAGGAAAGAGACAAGCCAUAGAGACAGAGCCUGAUGCUUCCAAUUAUGUCUACUUUGGAGCUAAUGGAAACAAACCUCAUAUAAAAACAUGUUGGUAACUUAAAUAUUUGUGAUUUUAGUUUUAUUUGGAAGCAUUCUAAUAUGUUGCCUUGAGCAACAUAGGUGAUACCUGCUCUACUUGCAAAGGCUUUUACUGAUUGAUAUUUACAAUUUACACCUCCUUGUGUAGAACAGUUUUAAAAUGCCGGCUUGAACCAGAGUACCUAACUGACAACAUAGUCUAUAACUUUAUUUUUCUGCGCUGUUUAUUUUUUUCUAGGCAGCAAUAAAACAACCUGUGAAAAGCUCUAUCAGAUGUUUUAUAACUGUAUUGUAAGCUUGCUUUCUGAGACUCUGCUUCUGAAUCUGUUAUGCUCCAGGGUCAUCAGGCUUUUCUAAAGAUGUUUGUUAAAUCAUAAUUGGGAGAGGGGGGAGCAAAGCAAGAGUUAGACUAAGAAAAUGACCAAGGAUCAAACCUCAUGUCUGCAUUUAGAAUAGUUUUCACAAAUGGAGACUUAUUAAAGGAAAGAUCUUAGGAUUUCACCCAAGGAUUAAUGGACACUUACUCAAUGAAUGCAAGGUAGACUCAUUACAGAUACAGUGAAGGAAGAAAUCCCUGAGCGUCCUUUCUAAUUCAAUGACUUGUGUUGCUUUUUAAAAGCUUUACUAGCUAAUGCCUAGGAAAUGUACAAUUAAUCAAAAUUCUAUCAACACGUUGAUUUCCAAGGCAAUGAAAGAAAACAGUUAGGGUUACACUGACAUGAUGGGCAAAGAGGAACAGUCGUUUAUCUAAUUGAUUCUUUCCAAAACGAGAUCCCACUGACAAGUUGGCAAAUGAGAUGAAGGGAAUCCAGGUUGCUUCAAACGCCCCCAGUUUAGAUUGCCACUUGAACAAUCUGAUGUUUUCAGUUUUUUCAAUGCGCCUAAUGCAACUAUAUCAGUUAUCAAAUGAGAAUUCGGUUGAAGCUGGGUUUUUUGCCUUAUUUUGAAGGUGGGUUACUUAAUGAAAUACUGGGGAUGAGAACUUAACUCCAGACAUCUCCCUUAAGAGAGGGCUGGUGGCCUUUAGACUUCCCAGCUCUGCCUUGCAGUUCAGUAGCUUUUAAGGAAUUUUAGUAAUAUUUGUUCAAAAUAGAGGGAAGAGAAACAACUGGGGUUCAUGCUUCAUGACACAUGCUUCAUGAGAAAUUCAGCCCCUCCCCCACCAAUAAAAUCACCGGUGGGGGGGGGCAUGGCCUGGUUGGGUUCAUCUGACUUCUCUAUAUAGGGAGCAUCACCAUGGUCUGAUUUCCACAAUGAUUGGGAUACUUUUAGAGCUGCCACUGUUGUGAGAAUUUGUGCAUCCAUGUGCACAGUAUCAAAGUACAGUGGUACCUUGGGAUGCAAACGGAAUCCAUUCCGGAGCCCUGUUCGCAUCCUGAAGUGAACGCACCCUGUGUCCACGCGGGUCGUGUUUUGCCGCUUCCGCGCAUGCGCACAUCAUUUUGACCGUCUGCGCAUGCAUGUGCACGCAGCGAAACCCAGAAGUAAUGGGCUCUGUUACUUCUGGGUCGCUGCAGAGCGCAACCCAAAAAUACUUAACUUGAAGCACAUUUAUCCCGAGGUAUGAUUGUAUUGAGUUCUAUAAAUAGUGCUUUUCUGCUAGACAGCUGCACUUCAAAUAAUCUAUAGAUCUCUCUCUCUAGGGACUUGAGUCGGAGAAGGGAAAAGACUUGUUAUGUUCACUAUGAAAGUGAUAGUUGGGUAAUACAAAGGGGGCAUGUUAGCAGUUUUGCUUUGUUUCCCUUCAAUGUGUUCCCUCAUCCCACCUCAAGGGUUAACUUAUUGCAAGACUUGCUAUGUUUCACCUGCUUUUAAGCAUGAGGCAGGGAGCUGAGAAAUGCUUAGGCCUUCCACAAAGCGGCAAAACAGCUUUUAGGAAGAGGAAUGUGUACUAUACUUGCUUUAUAAAUAAAAACACUUGAGAAAUAGUAGUGGAGGAGAGCAUUCCAGCUUUAAUUGACCUUGCAUUAAACAACAAAGCAAUGCUUCACAACAUUUUUGUAACUAGGGAGACUUCAUCGUCUAGCACAUCUGGAUUUUGUGUUGGGUUUUAAAUUCAGGUCCUGGUUAUUGACCAGCUCAGUCUUUCAGUUCAUAUGAUAGAUAACAACAUUCUGGUUGAACAAGCUAAAUGCAACUUCAAGCUUCAUAAAAGCUACCAGGAUUAAGGCAUGGGAAAUCCUAGACAUGCAGGUAACUUCUUGCUUUCAUUUAUUACCAGUGAUCAGUUACAGGGUUAAAGCUGUGAAGCAGGGCAGCAGAGCAACUUGAUUUUUAAAAUGUUUUCCUUAAUUCUACUAUCCUGUCAUGUGCCUUUUGGAGUGAUCUGCAGGUUCAGAGACUUAAGAAAUUUUGAAUAGCAGUAUUUAAGUACAGUAUCAAAGUACUACAUUCUUUGAUACAAAUGUAUAAAAAUGAAAUAACUUCACAUGUAUUUUGGAUUAUUUGUUUUAAACUUAACUUUGGAUUAUAUUGUGAUGUACAAUAGCCUGUGGAAAUGCAUCAUGUUGUUCGCAAAAACUGUUGAACAGGUUUAUGAGAUUGGUUUACGUCAUACUCUGCAUUUACAGUUAAAGGAAAUGAAAAUGAAACAAGCUCCUUUAAAAAAGAAAAAAGGAGAAUUUGCACAUUCCCCAACUGGUGGGAAUGGAUAGUGUGCCUGGCUGGCUGCAGGGGGCUGGACGAACAGUCUAUAUUCUUGUAUGUUGCUUCUCUACGUGAUGGAGGAUUCUUAUGUGCCUUCUUUAGAGUAACACUAACAAUGCAAUCCUAGCAUGUUCACUCAGAAAUAAGGUUUUGCUGAGUUGAAAGGGGCUUACAGGAUUGGAAUCUUAACUCAGGUUAAAUUCAGUAAUAAAACAGCUGCAUGUAGUAGCAUUUAGAUGUGGGUAUGAAAUCUCUUUGGGGACGCGGGUGGUGCUGUGGGUAAAACCUCAGCGCCUAGGACUUGCCGAUCGCAUGGUCGACGGUUUGAAUCCCCGCGGCGGGGUGCGCUCCCAUCGUUCGGUCCCAGCGCCUGCCAACCUAGCAGUUCGAAAGCACCCCCGGGUGCAAGUAGAUAAAUAGGGACCGCUUACCAGCGGGAAGGUAAACGGCGUUCCGUGUGCUGUGCUGGCUCGCCAGAUGCAGCUUGUCAUGCUGGCCACGUGACCUGGAAGUGUCUUCAGACAGCGCUGGCUCCCGGCCUCUAGAGUGAGAUGAGCACAACCCUAGAGUCUGUCAAGACUGGCCCGUACGGGCAGGGGUACCUUUACCUUUACUAUGAAAUCUCUUUAGUAAAAUAUGAGUUUUAUAGAGGAGUAACAUUGAAUUCUUCCAUUUUCUGCUUGCAGAAGAACUCACCCAGAAUAUUUAAAUCUGGUCGAUCCAUUUUAGAAUAAAAAUGCCUGUUAAUUGACAAUGUAUUUUUCUAAUUUUUGACAUUUUGAUUUUCCUGUUCAGACAACAAAGGAUUGAAUAAGAAAAAAUGUAUUUAAUGAGUCUGCUGGAAUAUUGUCCAAAUCUGUGUGUACUUUAAACUCUGUAAGGACUGAUGAAUGUAUGUAAAAACACUUCACAGUGUGAUUUUUUCCUUAAUGGUUUAAAAUAGUCUUUCAUAAAAUAAAAUAUUCAUUUAAAAUGUA